Messenger RNA from Podarcis lilfordi (Lilford's wall lizard), 52306 nucleotides. NCBI's taxonomy places the organism in Eukaryota, Metazoa, Chordata, Lepidosauria, Squamata, Lacertidae. The record is from the annotation of a GenBank genome assembly.
AUGCAUUUCCAAGGAAAAGUCUCUGGUGAAAUGGACGUGAAAGUGACCAGAACCUUUACCUGCCUUCUGCUGCUGCUGCUGCUGCAAUCCCUCCCUGCUCAGGUGAGUCUUGCCUUUGUCUUCCUAUUACCAACGCAGCCGUCUUCCACGCGGUUCCUGCGUUGUUGCAAGCGGGGGUUGGGCUGGAUGACCUUUGGGGUUCCCUUGCAGCUUUGCAAUUCUAGGAUCCUGCUCUCUCCUCCUCCUCCUCCCCUCCACCGGAGCUUAUCCCCCCCCUUCCAAUUAAUUCCGUUCUGUUUCGACCCUUGGAAACUUGGAUAUUUGGGCGAUAUUUGGGGGCGAGUGGGCGAAGAUCUUUGCGCGCCCCUUCGCUCCUUGGAAAGCAACCACCGCUUGGAUUUGAAACUUGCGUGUCGAUCUCUCCAAAGGAAAUGAAGGGGGACUUGCGCGCUUUCUCGGGAGUAAGCCGCGCUCUUCCAGAGGAUCUCGGUCUUCAAGGAAGGGCGUGGCUGGGGUUUGUCCGGACAGGGACUUGACGAUGAGUUUGAAUUUGGCUGUUGCAGUUGGUCCGUGAUUUUUUUGAUAUAUAUAUUGUUUGUGUGUGUGUGUGUGUGCGUUUGUUUAAAGUGCACGAGUUUGGAGAAAUUGUUUUUAGGAGCAGCAGCGCCCUAGUUUCCCAGCACACGCGCAAACUUGGAUUUAAGAGGCUUGCAGCUUCUUUCGGAUGGCCUGAAAGAGUGCCUCUGAGCAUAAAUAAGAGCGCGUUGCUCUCAGCCUGGAGUAGCGCGCAUCAAACGCCUCUCCUGACCACCAUAACUGGGGCUGGGUGUUUAAAAUGCAAGAGUACUGCUUAAUCUCUCUAAUCGCACAAAAUUUAUGUACUGCUUGAUUGUUGAAAAAAUAAUCUCAAAGCUGUUUACCCCAAAAAAAAAACACACCAAAAAAGAAAAAGCAGCAACAGUAAUUUAAAGCUAAAGUAUAACAAUAGACUAAAAACAGAAAAAAAAAAAAUUCUGAUUGGUGGCAUUCAUUUCCCUAGCACUUACUGUGCAGAUUUUGUUUUUGCCAUCCACAAAGUUAUUUUGUAUUGUUUUAGUAUUAUUUAUUACAGUGGUACCUUGGGUUACAUAUGCUUCAGGUUACAUAUGCUUCAGGUUACAGACUCCGCUAACCCAGAAAUAGUGCUUCAGGUUAAGAACUUUGCUUCAGGAUGAGAACAGAAAUCGUGCUCCGGCGGCACGAGGCCCCAUUAGCUAAAGUGGUGCUUCAGGUUAAGAACAGUUUCAGGUUAAGAACGGACCUCCGGAACAAAUUAAGUACUUAACCUGAGGUACCACUGUAGAUAUAUAUACCACCCUUCUUCAAAAGAUAUCACAAGAUAAAAAAACAAAAACAAGGGCAAAGCACAACAGCUCUGUGAGGCGGGCCAGACUUGCAGCUGGCACCGAAGCUUGGGCAAAUAAUUUCACUGCCCCACACCCUCUGGAAAAAGGGUGAUAAGGUCUCAGUUCUCCAGAACUUCUUGAAUUCUUUCGAACUGCUGGCUUCUAAAGGACUUGUCACCAGGUGGAGGAGUCUGAGAGAGAGAGGAAACAGGCCCCCUUGCCAGCCUUAGAGUACUAAAAACACAUUCACCAGUGGUGAGAAGGUGUUUUCCUGGGAAAUCCAGACUCUCUACUUGAGAUCUCAAAAUAUAAAAUAGUUGCCUUUUAAAUUACCCAGUCAGCUUUGCUUUUGGGGUGAUGGAAAGUAAAAGAGGGACCCUUCCUUUUCUCUGUCCCCACUUUUGCAUAGAUGAGGCUGUUUCGCAUGCAUUGCGUUGGGAUCUGUGUUCGAGAAGGUACAGAGAUUUACUUCUGGUUAAAACAGGAAGGGCGUUUUCGCUGUGCAUUUUGCAGUUUUUAUGUUGUGAUUUUGCGUCGUGAACCUCCCUGAGAUCCGCGGGCAAAGGGUGGCAUGCAAAUUUAAUGCAUAAUAAUAUUUUGUAUGCAAUGUGGUUAAUGCAUUUCUAGGUAUCAUUGCUCCUGGUGCUUUUUAGUGACAGCAAACGCAAGGAGCCUAAAUUUCGGCCCUUGGCAGAAGGGUCUACAAUUGCACAAAACUCUGCAGUUCUAUGAUUCUGUACUGUUCCACGAUUCCCCAGUAAAAAGGGGAAGGGCUAGGGGGAAGCAAGAUCAAGAGUUCGAAUUCCCAACUUCACCUUGGACUUCCAGCCCACCACUGCAGCUCAGACUUGGUUUGCCUGUUGUGAAAUGUGAGCAGCAGUGGCCUACCUCACAGGGUUAUUGUGAGACUCGAGGCUGCAAUUUUAUUUACGUUUAACCUGGCCGUGAAGCCCAUUCAUGUGGCUUUACUUCCGCAGUGGUAUUUAGGGGGUUGUGCUACGGAUUAAAUAGCAUGUUAAAGUCCUAAGCAUUCUUUUUGGGAGCAAGUCCUGUCGUUUCUUCUCUGUAUAUGUGAUUGAAAUCGGUCUGUACAAGUUUAUGAGCAUCAAGGAAUCUUGGGGAAAGAGCCUGCAGUCUUUUCAGCUGCCCAGUCUCUUCGGCUCGCCUUCGUCUUACUUAUUGGUUAAUUGGUUAUAGCAGGCACAUCCAACUAACAAGAUUAUGAUUAUUAUUUAUUAUUUGUACCCCACCCAUCUGGCUGAGUUUCCCCAGCCACUCUGGGCGGCUUCCAACAAAGAUUAAAAAUACAAUAAAAUGUCAAACUUUUAAAAACUUCCCUAAACAGGGCUGCCUUCAGAUGUCUUCUAAAUGCCAGAGAGUUGUUUAUUUCCUUGACAUCUGAUGGGAGGGCGCCACCACCGAGAAGGCCCUCUGCCUGGUUCCCUGUAACCGCACUUCUCGCAGGGAGGGAACCGCCAGAAGGUCCUCGGAGCUGGACCUCAGUGUCCCGGCAAAACGAUGGGGAGACUGUGAUCUAUAUAAAUCUGUAUUUAAAAAAUGGCAGUGACCUACCCAGAGUGGUUGAGCUUUUUGGGGGGGGCGAGGGGGGUGGAGGGCGGAUACAUUCAUUCCACAUCUUCUUUAAUCACGAGAUCAAAAAGUAUCCUGCGAUCGACCGCAAUCUCCAGGGAAUCUACCUGUCGACCGGUUGGACAUCACUGGGAGCCAGUGUGGUGUAGUAGUUAAGAGCAGAGGAAUCGUAAUCUGGUGAACCGGGUUCGAUUCCCCGCUCCUCCACAUGCAGCUGCUGGGUGACCUUGGGCCAGUCACACUUCUUUGAAGUCUCUCAGCCCCACUCACCUCACAGAGUGUUUGUUGUGGGGGAGGAAGGGAAAGGAGAAUGUUAGCCACUUUGAGACUCCUUAGGGUAGUGAUAAAGCGAGAUAUCAGAUCCAAACUCCUCUUCUUCUACUGGGUUAUAGUAUUUCACGCUGUAAUUGCUUUCGACGGCAGUGUUAGAAACUCAUAUAUGUAAGCUAGGUGCCAAAUGGCCCCUUAAGCCAAGGUUUGCAGUCGCCAAAAUGGAAGGUCCAGUUACCAUUUUGAGGCAAAACAGCUCUCAAGUCUGAUUUUUCAAAGGAUGGACUGACUGUGAUGGAUUCUCAGUUAAACAUCUGGCUCAGUUCAGAUUGCUAACUUGAGCUCGGUUAAGAGCUUUGAGAACUUAAAGAAGAAAAAUCGCUUGAUCCAGGGACAGUCCACAUAUAUAAUGGCCUAUUCCUACCUCUUUGUCUUAAUGGUGACACAGACCAUUCAUACGUAAGAAUAUUCUUCACAACUGUGAGCAAGGCAAUGAGGUGGGGAGGACAAGCAGCAACAAUACAAUACAAUACAAUACAAUACAAUACAAUAUAAUAUCUUUACUGUCAUUGCCCCAUACAGAACAAUGAAAUUGAAAACUCUACAUAAGACAUUCAGAAACUCCUAAAAACUCUGAAACCCCAUUUUAAAAUACAGUGGUACCUCGGGUUACAUACGCUUCAGGUUACAUACGCUUCAGGUUACAGACUCCGCUAACCCAGAAAUAGUACCUUGGGUUAAGAACUUUGCUUCAGGAUGAGAACAGAAAUCGCGCGGUGGCAGCAGCAGGAGGCCCCAUUAGCUAAAGUGGUGCUUCAGGUUAAGAACAGCUUCAGGUUAAGAACAGACCUCCGGAACGAAUUAAGUACUUAACCCGAGGUACCACUGUACUAGCUGCUAGGUUGCGGAAAAAUAGAAACAAGGCGUACAAUGAAAACACUGUGAAAAAUUGUGCUUCAGGUUAAGAACAGUUUCAGGUUAAGUACGGACCUCCAGAACAAAUUAAGUACUUAACCCGAGGUACCACUGUACUGCGUUUAAAACCAGAAUUGCAUUUGGGUAGAAACGAUUAACUAUAACAUUGUUCCCUGCUCCUGCUCAGGCUGCACAGAAAAAGGAUUUUGGUUCCUGAAAUCCAUUCCGAUUGUGCAGAUCAAAUACAACCAAUAGAAUUCUACAGGAUGUGGGAUUAGGGUGUGAAAACAUCCAAGGAUCCCCAGAUGGUGGAAAUAUGAAGCACCAUCCUGUCUCCCGGACAUCUUGACUUGGCCGAGAGCCAGGUGCAAAAGGCGCCUGGCGAAUUUCGAACCCAGUGCUGGACUAGUUGGGCCGCUGGCCUGAUCCGACAGGAAAUGAGAAGGGAGAUGAGGGAAGAAUGAUGCAGUUAUGACCAUUCUUUAUCCCAUGUGUUUGGUACCCUAGUUAGGUAAAAGACACACAAGUCCCUGCUUCCUAGGAGCUUACAGUGUAAACGGUAAUGGAUGAACAGGAGUGAUGAAGGAGGGAUUUGUCUUAGAAGUACAGUGGUACCUUGGUUCUCAAACGCCCAAAACCAGGUAGUAAAUGUUCCAGUUUUCAAACGUUUUUCGGAAACCGAACAUCUGAUGUGUCUGUCGGCUAUUGUUUCCAGGGCACCUGCACCAAUCAGAGGCCUCACCUUGGCUUUUGAACAUUUCGGAAGUCAAAUGGACUUUCAGAACAGUUUAAGUUUGGCACUUUUGUUUUUGCUAUUUAUUUUGCCCUUUUGUUUUUGAGGAUUUUUCGGUUAAUUUGUUUUUCUGAUGGUGUGGAACCCAGUUCAGCUACCCACUGAUUGAUUGAUUGAUUGAUUGAUUGAUUGUGUGACUGUGGAAAUGGAUUUUUAAAAACCCCAUCCAAACAAUGACUAUUUUCAGUGCAGGUCCGAAAAAAUAUAAAUUUUUAUUUUUAUCAUCUACAAUACUGUCUUAUUUAUUUUAUAGUACAGUACAUUGAUUCUUGCUUUCAUUUUGUGGAUCAGUGGUCUCGUUAGAGAGUAAAAUCCAUGUUAAAUUGCUGUUUUAGGGGUUGUUUUUAAAAGUCUGGAACAGAUUAAUCCACUUUGCAUUACUUCCUAUGGGAAAGCGCGCCUUGGUUUUGGAACGCUUUGGUUUUGGAACGGACUUCCGGAACGGAUUAAGCUUGAGAACCAAGGUGCCACUGUAGCAAAGUUGGCUCAGGUUAUUUUAUUAACACCACUUGAUCUCUCUGAAGAUCUUCCAGCUUUGACAGGGGUGCAUUUAGUAGCGCCAGGUUUUUGCAUACACAUAGAGCUGUUGUUAGGCCGCAGAUACAAAACCUUGAAUGUGUGGAGCCAAGUCUGCUGGUGUUUCUUUGAGGCUGGCUAGCUGACUCUGCUUUUGCUCAGGGCUACAUGCCUCUGUGAUGUAUAGGACUGUGGACUUUGCCUCAGGGUGUUUUCCCUUAAAUGGCUUUGGAAAGAUAUUUGGAAUUUUUGAGGGCGAUGUGAUCUAAAUCUUCCCUCAAGCGCUUAUUAAGCAGUACAAAAGACGGGGGAAUGUGAAUUUUAGCGAAACAUGAUGGGGGAGGCGAAAAUACCCACAAUUUAAGGGAAACCAAACAUUGCCUCCCAUUGAUGUUAAUUUACAGGCAAACACACAGCAUUUAAAGCAUUAAACUGUAUUUUGUUUGUGUCUGUACUUUGUGAAGAAGGGUCCCCGAGAAAAUAGAUUUUAAAAGGCUAUUAAACUUCAACUUUGUAGGGCACAAUCGAAAGGCGAGUUCCGUUACAAAAGUCCCAUUGAAGUGAAUGGGGGCUGUGCUAGACGAAAAUAAUCCCAUUCAUGUGAAUGGGACUUGUGCCCCCAAUAGCGUUUGUGACUCUAGGGGGUUAACUCCAGCAAGUACAAAUCUGUUUCCCCUAAAAUUGUGGGGUUUUUCUUUCUAAGUAUUAUUCAUGUGAAAAUCUGUGGUCAAUCAAGGCUUGAAGACAGGCGUGUCUGGGCCGUGGGGCUGACUUUUCUCAGAAGUAACACAGAGCAGGUCCCAGAUUUUCCUUACUGCUGUUUAGAUUGUAAAAACGUGGAGUUUUGAACCUGGAACAGAUGUGAAAUAAUCUAGGAUGCCAUCUUUAUAUCCAGCAGUGUUCUCAAACUAGGAUAAUUUCAUGCCUAGAUAAACAGAAUGUUGUUGUUGUUGUUUAGUCGUUUAGUCAUGUCCGACUCUUUGUGACCCCCUGGACCAGAGCACCCCAGGCACUUCUGUCUUCCACUGCCUCCCGCAGUUUGGUCAAACUCCUGCUGGUAGCUUUGAGGACACUGUCCCACCAUCUUGUCCUCCGUCGUCCCCUUCUCCUUGUGCCCUCCAUCUUUCUCAACAUCAGGGUCUUUUCCAGGGAGUCUUCUCUUCUCAUGAGGUGGCCAAAGUCUUGGAGCCUCAGCUUCAGGAUCUGUCCUUCCAGUGAGCACUCAGGGCUGAUUUCCUUAAGAAUGGAGAGGUUUGAUCUUCUUUGCUGCUUUCGUCACGUCCUCUUCCCCCUCUGACCUGCUGCGCCUCUUGGGCCUUACAUUCUUGCAGUCCAUGGGACUCUCAAGAGUCUCCUCCAGCACCAUAAUUCAAAAGCAUCAAUUCUUUGGCGAUCAGCCUUCUUUAUGGUCCAGCUUUCACUUCCAUACAUCACUACCGGGAAAACCAUAGCUUUACUAUACGGACCUUUGUUGGCAAGGUGAUGUCUUUACUUAGGUUGCGUUUAUGAUUUUCUGAAGUGCCAAUAUGGUGUGGCAGGCGGCGCAAUCCAAUCCUCCGUCUACUCAGAAGUAAGCCCCCGUGGGUUCAAUGGGGCUUACUCCUAGGUAACUAUCCUGUGUAGGACUGCAGCCUGUCUCCCAUCUCAUGCAAUGCUUGGAAUAAUCUUUUUGCUUACAUUCAGGUUGGCCGGAGGAGAAAUUGCCUCUGAGCAUGAGCAGAGAGAUAUUUCCUUACCAGAACCAACUUCCUAUGCCUGUUUUUGAUUAUUCCAUGCACCAGGAAUUCUGCGUACAUGAACCUUUGUAGGCAGGAGUCCAGAAUCCUGCAUAAUUCUUUGCCAUGGCUACUAAAGGCAGAAAUAAUUAUGCAAAGGACAAAGAAAGAAAAAAACACCACAAUGCAGUCACUGCAGAUUUUUCCGUUGUUGUCCUUCAUUUUUAAAACGUGGAAUACACAGAGGCCACAAUAGGCAGGUCUUUUGCACACAGAGAAUACGAAAGACUCUUGGGCUGGGUACACACCGUACAAUUAAAGCAGAAACUUCUCUCCCCCGGGAACUGUAGUUUAAAGGCGCUGGGAAUUGUAGUUCUAAUUUAGGGCACUGCCUGAAGCUGUUGCCUCACUUUGCCUAAUGGCAGAGCUGGCCGUAUUGCUGAGCAGUAAAGAGAGUUUACUUCUAUGUGUUUGAUAGAUGGUCAGACAUGCUGGAGGUUUUGCCAUCUGCGCCAGGUCAACCUGAGCUGCGAUUGCAGGGGGUUGGGCUAGAUGACCUUUGGGUCCCUUACAAUUAGGUAUCCCAAGAAGGUAUUGAAGAGGCACCAAAUGCCUAGUUCUUAGGGUCCGUGUAAGGCUAACAAGUCCUGCAUUAGGGGAAAUGGGCUGCCGUCCACCAUAAUGAAUUUAUUAGCCUUUUGCAUGGGACACUUCAUAAUUAUUAUUAUUAUUAUUAUUAUUAUUAUUUAUUUAUACCCCGCCCAUCUGGCUGGGUUUCCCCAGCCACUCUGGGCGGCAUCCAACAAAAUAUUAAAAUACAGUGGUCUGUUAAACAUUAAAAGCUUCCCUAAAGAGGGCUGCCUUCAGAUGUCUUCUAAAAGUCUGGUAGUUGUUUUUCUCUUUGACAUCUGGUGGGAGGGCGUUCCACAGGGCGGGUGCCACCACCGAGAAGGCCCUCUGCCUGGUUCCCUGUAACUUGGCUUCUCUUAAAGAGGGAACCGCCAGAAGGCCCUCGGUGCUGGACCUCAGUGUCCGGGCAGAACGAUGGGGGUGGAGACGCUCCUUCAGGUAUACUGGGCCGAGGCCGUUUAGGGCUUGAAAGGUCAGCACCAACACUUUGAAUUGUGCUCGGAAACAUACUGGGAGCCAAUGUAGGUCUUUCAGGACCGGUCUUACAGUAUAUGGUCUCGGUGACCGCUCCCAGUCACAAGUCUAGCUGCCGUAUUCUGGAUUAAUUGCAGUUUCUGAGUCACCUUCAAAGGUAGCCCCACGUAGAGCGCAUUGCAGUAGUCCAAGCAGGAGAUAACCAUAGCAUGCACCUCUCUGGCGAGACAGUCUGUGGGCGGGUAGGGUCUCAUCCUGCGUACCAGAUGGAGCUGGUAGACAGCUGCCCUGGACACAGAAUGGACCUGCGCCUCCAUGGACAGCUGUGAGUCCAAAAUGACUCCCAGGCUGCGCACCUGGUCCUUCAGGGGCACAGUUGCCCCAUUCAGGACCAGGGGGUCCCCCACACCUGCCUGUCUCCUGCCCCCUAAAAACAGUACUUCUGUCUUGUCAGGAUUCAACCUCAAUCUGUUAGCCGCCAUCCAUCCUCCAACCGCCUCCAGACUCUCACACAGGAUACGGAUACUUCUUCAGUUGGAGAAGUAUUUUCCACGCAUUGUGGGCUAAGCUAAGUGGCAGAAAAACUGCUUUCACACGCAAAGCGUCCCUUUUUCCAGAACCAGUGUUUCCAAGUUUGGGAAAAAAGGAUCAGUAAGUGUGUUAUGUGCCCGAGACCCUGGGGGGCAGCUGCCAGUCAUCGUAGAGUUGGAAGGGACCCCAAGGGUCAUCUAGUCCAACCCCCUGUAAAGCAGGAAUCUUUUGCCCAACAUGGGGCUCGAAUUUACCACCCUGAGAUUAAGCAUCUCAAGAUCUGAUGACUGAGCUAUCUCCAUUCAGCACAGACAGCGCUGAUGGACAAAUAGUCUGAACUGGGAUAAAACAGCGUAUUAUGAGACUGGGGUAUGUCUUUUGUGGGUUUUACCACUGCUUUGGAAUCUGAGGUCUGAACAAGGAAAUGAGCCUUUUCCUUAGGAGCCAUUUUUCUUAUCAAGAUGGCCCCACGGGGAACAAGAUACCAAGGUAAAGAGAUCAUGGAAGGAGCAAUUAUGGUGGGGAUUUUUAGGCCUAAAGGGCAAGAGAUAAGCAGUUCCUGUGAUCCAGAUUGCAAUUCCUGCUGCUGCUUUAUGCUUAAAAAACAAUUCUUGAAUUAAGAGAGAGAGUGUGAGGAGUCCCCACCUACAGUUUGGAAUCUGUGGGUGAGACAGCCUCACUGAGGACUAGAGCAGGGGUCAGCAAACGUUAUCAGCAGGGGGCCGGUCCACUGUCCCUCAGACCUUGUGAGGGGCCGUACCAUAUUGUCAUACCUCGGGUUACAGACGUUUCGGGUUGCGCACCGCGCUGAACCCCAAAAUACCGGACCAGGUUACUUCCAGGUUUCAGCGCAUGCGCAGAAGCGCUAAAUCACACUUUGCGCAUGCGCAGAAGUGCCAAAUCGCAACCCGGGCGUGCGCAGACACGGCACUGCAGGUUGCGAACGUGCUUCCCGCACGGAUCACGUUCGCAUCGUAAGCGUCCAGUGUAUUUUGAAAAAUAUAAAUAUCCUGCAAUCGGGUCCUGCAGCUGCCUCCGGACCUGGAGGAGGAACGCACUCUGCACGCGCUCAGGAGCGCAUCUCGGCGCCUCCCAGUCACCAGCAUUGUUGACUAGCAGCUGCCACUCCAUCGGCCCGACCCUGUGGAGCUCCCAGGUGGCUUGCCAAGCCCCGCGAUGCGCCCAUCACGAUGCCCAUGGCGCUGUUGGGAUGCGUCCGGGGAGACGGGGGCAUUUGGCCGGCCCCCAGCUGGCUCCAGCCACCGGCCGUUCAAGUCCUCAACUCUCCGGAGCAGGAGAAAACAAGCUUGUUCCCUCUCCAGUGCGACAGCCCUUGAGAUAUUUGAAGAUGGCUCUCUCAUAUAUCUCCUUUCACUCUCCUCUUUUGCCAUGCUAAACAUACCCGGCUCCUUCAACGGUUCCUCAUCAGGCUUGCUUUCCCGACCCUCAGUCAUCUCAGCCACUUUCUUCUGCACACCUUCCAGCUUGUCAACAUCCUUCUUAAAUUGUGGUACCCAGUAUCGCAGGUGUGUCCUCACCAAGGUAGAAUAGAGUGGUACUAUGACUUCACUUCCUUGACCUGGAACAGGGGUCAGCAAACUUUUUCAGCAGGGGGCCGGUCCACUGUCCCUCAGACCUUGUGAGGGGCCGGACUAUAUUUUUUUUUGAGGGGGAAACAAAUGAACGAAUUCCUAUGCCCCACAAAUAACCCAGAGAUGCAUUUUAAAUAAAAUUACACAUUCCACUCAUGUAAAAACAUGCUGAUUCCCGGACCAUCCGUGGGCCGGAUUUAGAAGGCGAUUAUAACAACAAUAAUAAUUUAUUAUUUAUACCCUGCCCAUCUGGCUGGGUUUCCCCUGCCGCUCUGGGUGGCUUCCAACAAAAUAUUAAAAUACAGUGGUCUGUUAAACAUUAAAAGCUUCCCUAAAGAGAGCUGCCUUCAGAUGUCUUCUAAAAGUCUGGUUGGGCCGGAUCUGGCCCCCGGGCCUUAGUUUGCCUACCCAUGACCUGGAAGCUAGAUUUCUGUUGAUGCAGCCUAGAAUAGCAUCGGCCUUUUUUGCCGCUGCAUCACACUGUGGGCUCAUGUUCCACUUGCGGCCCACCAAGACCCCUAGAUCCUAUUCACAUAUACUGUCGUCUCCUCCAUCUUCUUAGAUGCAGACUGCUAUAGCGACACAUCCCUGCAUCUCAGCCAAGAUGCUCUCAAAAGCUUUCGCUCUCCCGAAACUUCUGGUUGACGCGAUGAAAGAGAUCAUAGCGCAAGUCGUGACUCAGUGACGGCCCAUCUUCCCUGGCACCUUCAGGUACGGCUGGGGAAAACCCCCUGCCUGAACCCCCUGCCAGCUGCUGCCAGCCAGUGUAGACAAUAUUGAGGUCUCUGGGCCAAUGGUCUGACUCUGAUUUGUGCAGUUCUGAGGCUGAGGCCUGGCUCAAAUUAAGCACCAACGAUCGUUCUCACGUUAGAAGAGAGGCAACUAAAGCCGUGCGUCCCUCCAUUCACAAUUUCCAGCAAAUUUCACGUCGGGGCUAAUGCGAAACACAUUUUCCCUGGUCUGGUAUUAACAUUUUUUCCCAGGCAGCCCCUGUAAUUACGCGGUCAGACCAUAUAAAAGCUGCCUUUAUCCCUUGUACUUCCUGGGGAAGCUAAUUAAUGUUGCACAGCUUAAUAUUCUCUAGUCUUAUUAAGUUGCAACUUUGGGGUGGGGGCGCUCAGGCUGGGGGCGUUAUUUAGAAUUUUUUUAGAUGGGAUGGCAAAAAACGUAAAGAAUGCAGGAGUGGGGGGAGGGUUGGAGGAAAGCUGAUUUGGGUUCUUUGUUUCAACCCCAAAUGCUUCAGGGUGAAAUUAACUUUGUAGGAGUUUUGGGCUUCCUAGAUUGUUUGAAGAGAGUGAGAAGGACAUUGUCUUAAAUAAAGGUAAAGGUAAAGGGACCCCUGACCAUUAGGUCCAGUCACGGACGACUCUGGGGUUGCGGCGCUCAUCUCACUUUAUUGGCCGAGGGAGCCGGCAUACAGCUUCUGGGUCAUGUGGACAGCAGGACUAAGCCGCUUCUGGCGAACCAGAGCAGCGCACGGAAACGCCGUUUACCUUCCCGCCGGAGUGGUACCUAUUUAUCUACUUGCACUUUGAGGUGCUUUUGAACUGCUAGGUUGGCAGGAGCAGGGACCGAGCAACAGGAGCUCACCCCUUCGCGGGGAUUCGAACCACCGACCUUCUGAUCGGCAAUUCCUAGACUCUGUGGUUUAACCCACAGCGCCACCCGCGUCCCUAUUGUCUUAAAUACCCUUCUGCAGUUCAUGGGCAUUCCUGUGUUCCUAUAAACACCCCUGUUCUCACGCCAAAUAUUGUUUCCCCAACCCAACCCUACCCCCCCCAAAAAACCAUUAUAUAUCUUUGAAGGCUCUUCCCCAUCUAUCCUAUUCAUUUAAUUUGCAAUAGCCUCUACACAGCUUAAGAUUCAAGGGCCUGUUGAUAAACUGAACAGCCACAGUGGACAGAGAAAAGGUUUUUUUCUCUCUCUCUCAUAUUUGUGGGCAUCGAAGGAAGAAAAAUGUUGGAAGUUACAGGACAGGGAAAAGGAAGUCCUUCUUUACACAGCACGUAGUUAGACUGCGGAACUCCUUGCCACAAGAGGCGGUGAUGUCCGUCAACUUGUUGUUGUUUAGUCGUUUAGUCGUGUCCGACUCUUCGUGACCCCCUGGACCAGAGCACGCCAGGCACUCCUGUCUUCCACUGCCUCCCGCAGUUUGGUCAGACUCAUGUUGGUAGCUUCGAGAACACUGUCCAACCAUCUUGUCCUCUGUCGUCCCCUUUUCCUUGUGCCCUCCAUCUUUCCCAACGUCAGGGUCUUUUCCAGGGAUUCUUCUCUUCUCAUGGCCAAGGGAUGGUGGCCAAAGGAUUGGAGCCUCAGCUUCAGGAUCUGUCCUUCCAGUGAGCACUCAGGGCUGAUUUCCUUCAGAAUGGAUAGGUUUGAUCUUCUUGCAGUCCAUGGGACUCUCAAGAGUCUCCUCCAGCACCAUAAUUCAAAAGCAUCCAUUCUUCGGCAAUCAGCCUUCUUCAUGGUCCAGCUCUCACUUCCAUACAUCACUACUGGGAAAACCAGAGCUUUAACUAUACGGAUCUUUGUUGGCAAGGUGAUGUCUCUGCUUUUUAAGAUGCUGUCUAGGUUUGUCAUUGCUUUUCUCCCAAGGAGCAAGCGUCUUUUAAUUUCGUGGCGGCUGUCCACCAACCUAAAGGUAAAGGGACCCCUGACCACUAGGUCCAGCUGCAGGCGACUGUGGGGUUGUGGUGCUCAUCUCGCUUUACUGGCCGAGGGAGCCGGCGUACAGCUUCCGGGUCAUGUGGCCAGCAUGACUAAGCUGCUUCUGGUGAACCAGAGCAGUGCACGGAAACGCCGUUUACCUUCCCGCCGGAGUGGUACCUAUUUAUCUACUUGCACUUUGACGUGCUUUCGAACUGCUAGGUUGGCAGGAGCAGGGGAUUCGAACCGCCGACCUUCUGAUCAGCAAGUCCUAGGCGCCACCCGGGUCCAUCCACCAACCUAGCUGCCUUUAAAAGAAGAUUGUACAAAUACAUGGUGACUACAAAUUGACUAGUGCAAAUCUUCCUUGCUGCCCAUCUGAAUCCCUCCCACCUCUUUUCUCUCUUCCCCUUUCUCUGGGCAAGUCCACGCAGAGCUGACGGUGUGUUGCAGAAAUAUUUCUUCCCCCCCCUUUUUUUUCCUGCAUUCCAGGUGAGCGUUGUUGCUCCCACCCCAUCCCUCCAGGCAGCUGGGGGGCCAGGGCUUCCCUGCCAUUCAUCCAGCCUCUGAGAGUUCAUUCAUCUCCCAGACGCCCUACCUUACCCUGAGGGGAUAGCAAAGAGUGAUUUGAGCUCUCUGGAAAUCAGGAACCCAGGAGGGAGGAGUAGGAGAACAAGGGAGAAACCUCUGGGUUGAAAAUGCAACCCUUUGUUUACUUGUCGAGAUUCCGCUUUGCAACAACUGUCCCUUAAAUUGCCUUCCUUGCAGAGGUUUUGGGCUCUCAAAUCCCCUCAGCCAGAUGAAACAUCUGUGGCAGAUUGUGGCUCACUGGACACUACUGGACCAGAGGUUUUCAACCUUUUUGGGUCCUCAGCUCCCUUGACCAACUAGAGUGGUCCCUUGGUUCUCAAACUUAAUCCGUUCCGGAAGUCCGUUCCUAAACCAAAGCAUUCCAAAACCAAGGUGCGCUUUCCCGUAGAAAUAAUGCAAAAUGAAUUAAUUCGUUCCAGACUUCUAAAAACAACCUCAGAAACAGCAAUUUCACAUGGAUUUUACUCUCUAACAAGACCAUUGAUCCAUAAAAUGAAAGCAAUAAUCAAUGUACAGUCAUACCUCGGGUUGAAGUACCGUAUUUUUCGCUCUAUAACACGCACCUGACCAUAACACGCACGUAGUUUUUAGAGGAGGAAAACAAGAAAAAAAUAUUCUAAACGAAACAGUGGAUGUAUGUUUUUUGUGGUUCAUGCUGUGGCCACAGACAUGUGAUCUGACGGUGAGUUUGGGGUGACCCAGUGCAAAAAUCCUGAGGAUCCAUGUGGAUCCGUGCUUUGUAACCACGUUUUAAGUGGGGAGGGAAGGAAAAGCACUCAAGGGACAAGGAGCACGCGUGGGGUGUGUGGAGAAGGAUGCUGCUAAUAAUGUAGGAGAGGCUCCUCUCCGGCUUUGCUCCAUUAGAACAAGCAGGCUCUGCGUCUCUCCCUCCUCCCCGGCAAGGAAACCACGAUAGUAACCACUCUGAGACAAAUCAAGAAAAAUUGCGACCAACACUCUCCCCCAACAAGCGCAGUGAGGUCAACACACACACACACACACACAGAGAGAGAACUGGCCCUAAAGGCGCAGGGUGCUGGAAGUCCUAGGGGCGCUGGGGGAGUGAACGGGAAGCAAGAGAAGGAGAAGGAGCCCUCACACACACAGACACACAGAGUGUCAAUUCUAAAGUCGCAGGAGAGCGCAGGGGCGCUGGGAGAGUGAAGGGGAAGCAGGAGGCAUUAAGGGAAAAUGAUAUUUAGGUGGUACCUCACACCAGUGAAACUGGCUAAGAUCUAUAGGUUAAAGAACAAAAGAUGUUGGAAAUGUGGAGAAGUAGAUGGUGACUUCUACCAUAUGUGGUGGUUAUGCAGCAAAGUGAAAGGCUUUUGGGAAUCGAUUUAUAACGAGCUUAAAAAAAUUUUAAAUACACGUUUCCCAAAAAACCCGAAGCCUUUCUGCUAGGAAUGACAGGUAAAGAAAUUAAAAAAGAAGAUAAGGUACUAUUUUUAUAUGCCACAACAGCCGCAAGAAUCAUGUUAGCACAAAAUUGGAAAACGGACGCCAUACCUAAUAUAAGUGAUUGGCAGAUCAAAUUAACAAAUUAUGCCGAGCUCGCUAGAAUAACAGGAAGAAUAAGAGAUCAAGAUGAACAGAAAUUUCAUGACAAUUGGAUUAAAUAUUGGAUAUAUAUUGGGACCAAACUUUAAACGACACUGGCGGGAUUGGAAUAACUCUAACAGUAAAAGGUUAUUAUGUAAAAGAGAUAAAAUACGUGAAUAUAAAGUCUAUUUGAUACUUACCAAAGGAGUGGAAGGAAGUUCAAGGCUUGGCAGAGCCUAAAAUAAAUGUAUUUAUGAUUUAUGGAAUGAAUAUAUUAUGUGUGAUUUAAGUAUUGGACUUUGUAUAAGUUUAUAUGUAUAUAUGUAUAAUACCAAUAAAAAUUUAUCAGCAAAAAAAAGAAGAAGAAGAAGGGGAAGCAGGAGGAGGAGAACGAUAGCUCAAGCACACACACACACAGCCCCUACAGUGGCUAAUCCAAAAUCGGACAGCAAAAAACUGCAGGCAGGGACAGAGAGCAGGGGUUGUUUUAAAGCAGCCAAUUCCCGCUCUGCUUCUCUCCCUCCUCCCCGGCUCCGCUAGCUGACAGGAGCCGCUUACACCCGCUUUGCUGUUUCAAAGCGAGCCACGGACUGCUCACGACUGCAGCAGAUUCCCCCGCCAUCUGUAGGCAUUCGCUCCAUAACACGCACAGACAUCUCCCCUUACUUUCUAGGAGGAAAAAACUGCGUGUUAUGGAGCGAAAUUUACGGUAGCUUCAGGUUGAGCAUUUUCAGGUUGCGCUCCGCGGCAACCUGGAAGUAACGGAGCACGUCACUUCUGGGUUUUGCCGCUCGCGCAGACGCUCAAAAUGACGUCACGCGCAUCGCACAGAAGCGGCGACGCGCAGACGCGGGUUGUGUUCGCUUCAGGAUGCGAACGGGGCUCCAGAACAGAUCCUGUUCGCAUCCAGUGGUACCACUGUACUGUACUAUAAAACAAAUAAGACAGUAUUGCAGAUGAUAAAAAUUAAAAUAUAUUUUUUUUUCUUACCUGAACUGAUAACAGUCAUUGUUUGGAUGGGUGGGCUUUUAUCCAUUUCCACAGUCACCAAACCAAUCCAUCAGGAGCUGAACUGGGUUCCACACAGUCACAAAAAUAAACCGAGAAAGCAACAAAAACCCAAAAUAAAGAGCAAAAACAGAAGCGCCAAACUUAAUCCGUUCCAGAAGUCCGUUUGACUUCCGAAAUGUUCGAAAACCAAGGCGCGGCUUCUGAUUGGCGCAGGUGCCCCGGAAGCAGUAGCCGACAGCCGCAUUGGACGUUCGGCUUCCGAAAAACAUUCGAAAACCGGAACACUUACUUCCGGGUUUUUGGCGUUUUGGAACCAAGGCGUUUGACUACCAAGUUACCACUGUAUGUUCUUUCUGUACCACCCCUGGGGGGCUCUGGAGCCUAGUUAGAUCACCCCUUGCCUGCAGAGAUAGCAGCCUCUCGCCCUUUUUCGAACACGCUCCCUUGUGGUAUCCUCAGCCUCCUCCCUUCUCCCAUCUCCUUGGGAGUCCUUUGCCCCUGGUCUCUGAGCUGCCCCUCCUGUUCCAAAGAGGGGUGUCUCGUCACAUUGCCCCACAGGGGCCUGGGAAGAGGGUGCCCCCAUUCUUAGUGGCCCAACAGAGACUGGGAAAGGUGAAGGUGAGGCCAUAGCACCUUACCUUGGCAGGCAGCAGCGGCUGUGUGGCGGUAAGGCUCACCUUCAGCACCAGGCACUCAGCUCCCAGGCAGGCCUUGCACACAGCAAACACAAUAAUAAUAAUAAUAAUAAUAAUAAUAAUAAUAAUAAAUAAUAAUCUAUUAUUUGUACCCCUCCCAUCUGGCUGGGUCUCCCCAGCCAUUCUGGGCGGCUUCCAACAAAGAUUAAAAUACAUUAAAAUGUCACACAUUAAAAACUUCCCUGAGGCUGAGAUGACUGGCAGAAUCCGGGACCGAGGAGAAGAGUCGGUGGAAGAAGAUUGGAAAAAUUUUUAAGUAUAUCUUCAAAAAUAUUGUAAUAUUAAAGACUGUUAGAAAGAUGUUGGAAAAAGAAAAUUAGGUAGUUUUGGUAGAUAUGAUAUAAAGGAUUAAGCAAAAAUGAGUUGAUGAAAUUGAUGAAAGAGAGGAUGUUAAAUUAUAAUACUUUAAAUUAAACUACGUAAAUGAAAAUAAGGUUGGAAGGAUUUGCUGAAAAACGAUCUGAACUAGAAUACAAAAUUGGGAGGUGAGAGGAGGUCAAGGAAAUAAGUAAAGGAAAAAAGUUAUGUAAAGGUUUAAUCUGUUCUUGUUCUAUUUCAAUUGAAUGUAUUUUUAUACCUUUUUUUCUUUUUUUUCUCUCUCUCUGUUAUUGUUAUAUUCUUUUUUGUAUUUUGUAUUGUUCUUUUUUCUUUUUGUAACUUUAAACUUUGAAUAAAUAUUAUUAUUAAAAAAAACAAAAAAACUUCCCUGAACAGGGCUGCCUUCAGAUGUCUUCUAAAUGUCAGGUAGUUGUUUUUCUCUUUGACAUCUGAUGGUGUUCCACAGGGCGGGUGCCACCACCAAGAAGGCCCUGUGCCUGGUUCCCUGUAGCUUUGCUUCUCGCAGGGAGGGAACCGCCAGAAGGCCCUCGGAGCUUGACCUCAGUGUCUGGGCUGAACUAUGGGGGUGGAGACGCUCCUUCAGGUGUACUAGCACAGUGCCUGCCCGCCCAGCCUCUGGUCUGCCCAUUCCCAACAGCAACGGCUGGUGGACUGGCUGGCAGGGCUCCCUCACCUGUUUGCCUGCUUACUCUCAAGCCGCCUCAGCUCCAGGCAACCAGCUUCUUCUUUGGCAAUCCAUCGUAGCCGAGGAAGAUUGUCUUCCAUAAAGACGGUUUUAACAGUGAGUCCGUAAGUGACUACGGAGGCCAAUUCUGGAUCCACACGUCCUUCCACAAUGGGGACAUUGGUUUCCAGGCUGGAGUUGAUCACGGUGUGGAUUUGCCAGGUGUGCCUUCCUCUUAGCAUCUUUCUCCCUUGCGUCCUGAGUUCGAGUGUCUUCAAAGCCCACGACACCUUUGGUAAAGGCUGUUCUCCAACUGGAGCGCUCGCAGGCCAGUGUUUCCCAAUUGUUGGUUUUUAUACUACUGUAUAACGCAGGACGUGGGUGGCGCUGUGGGUUAAACCACAGAGCCUAGGACUUGCUGAUCAGAAGGUCGGCGGUUCGAAUCCCCGCGACGGGGUGAGCUCCUGUUGCUCGGUCCCUGUUCCUGACAACCUAGCAGUUCGAAAGCACAUCAAAGUGCAAGUAGAUAAAUAGGUACCACUCCGGCGGGAAGGUAAACGGCGUUUCCGUGCGCUGCUCUGGUUCCCCAGCCACUCUGGGCAGCUUCCAACAAAGAUUAAAAACACAAUAGACUUCCGGGGUGGCGCCAUUGGCAAUGGCGGACUCCCUCUGAUCUGGAGGGACUAGCUCCACGCGAAACGGGUCUUUUCCGCUACGGCGAAGCGGGGACCCUUUCAAAAAUCACAGGCGGAUGAAGCCUGUGACCAUGGGACCCCCCAACCCGCAAAAGAACCCACUAACGGGCUCUGGAGCGAAGAGGGGGAAGUGGCGCGGUGCUGAGAGUCAACUGCUUCUUCCGUGGAGCGAAGCCGCACAGCCGUUGCCGGAGAGCGCUGCCUUUUUCCUGGGACAAUUUGGCUUCUAAAAUAAUCACCCGUGAGUACUUAAACUCGGACAAUUGGACUUUAAAUAAGGACUUGUGAGCAGAAAGGAAAAUUGGACUUAAAAGUUUACCUCAAUUUGGCACUGAAACGGGAAGGUCUAAACAGGAAGUCAGCCUUCCGUUUCUUUGUAGAUAGAUUAAAGCAAAGACAUGGCAAACUAGAGCUCAGAAAAUCGCUUGUAAAAGAUUAACUUUCAUCAUUUAAAAUUGUUGAACCCCCCUUCGGAAGCAGGAGAAGAGGGGGGAUUUUUUCGGACUGUUUAAACCUGCAGAAGUGAGUGUAAAGUAAAGUAACUUUCCACCGUCCUGAUCCUGGAGCGGGGUGUCAGGACUGACGUUUUUUGAAGCUCAUUGACCAGAGACAAACGUUUUUGACAGAUAGCUAUAAGAAGAGAAACAUUGAUUCCAUUGUUCCCCUUCGCUUUUUAAAGGAACAAAUAUUGACAAAAUAUCUGAAAAAGGAAACUUUGUUGUUAGACUUGUCUUUAAAAGAAAGAACAAAUAGAAGUUUUCCCCCUAGAGGGAGACUGUGAAACUGUAACCAACUCCGGGGAGCGUGCAGCUGUUACAGAUUACAAUCGUGGGAAUAGACUUCUGACCUUGCAGGACAAUGUAUUCAGAAGCUCUGUUGUGUGCUUCCUGUAAAACAAAUGCCCUACUGGAACAGCUACAUGAGAAGACGGAUUUGAUGACUGAUUCGAUCAGAAAUUUUGAACAGGCAGUGGGAAAUUAUAUGGAGCCCACCCAGGAAUUAAAUCAGGAGUGUGCCCUGACAGAACAGAUGAGGGAAGAGGAUGUUGCUGAAUCUUGGGCGCCAGAGAUGGAGGGAGCUGUGGCCCAGCAGGAACAUGAGCUUUUGGAUUUGACAAAUGAACUUGGAAAAAGCCAGAUUUGGAAAGAUAAAGUUUGGUUUGGUUUGGAAAUGGGGGGCUGGAUAGACCCCCCUAUGCAGGGAUGUUUGGACUUUUCAAGUCUGGCAAUGGGCCGUGAGAUGUUUGGGGUUGUGGGGGCUCUUAAUUUUGGAGGGAUUUUGAAACAUGUUCUUAAAUACCACAUGAAGUUUAGUGUGGACUAUGGAAAAGGGGCUGAUUUGUCGAGAAGGGUCAAAAACAUUGUUAAGCUGGAGUUCCCACGAGUGAAAGGAGCAGGAGACAAAGGAAAAUACAGUUAUAAAUAUGAAGAAGAGCCGCGGAAGGGACAUGGAAGAGACUUAAGGGCCUUGGAUACAAGGUUACCAGGUUAAUGCGCUAGAUCGAUGGGAUAAUAAGGACUGACAAAACCCGGGACCAGGAGGAAGGGACGCUGGAUGAAGAUUGGAUUGUUUUUAUUUCUUUUUUUUUACUACCAGGAUUGUUUUAUAAAAUAGAUGAAUGUUAGAAAAAUGUUGGAACAAAAUUACUUGGCUUUAGUAAAAAUGUUUAAAGAAUUAUGUAAGAAUAUUAUGGUUAUGAGAAGUUGGCAAAAAUAAGAUUUAAGUUUUAAGGUUUUUUAUAGUAAGAUAAGAUUAAAAUAGAUUAAGGUAAUGUAAUGACAGAAUAUUAUGAAAUAUGGAAAGGCUUUGCUGCGACAAUUAAUAACUAGGAUACAAAAAAAGGGAGGAGGAGGAGGUCAAAGAAAGAAGGUAAUGACAGUUGAGGAUUUGAGAAUGGUGGAUUUGUUUUUGAAUGUUUGUGGUGUAUUUUUGUUUUUUUUGAAUUUGUAUUGUUUGAUGUGGUUUGUUUUUUCUUUGCUUUUUCUUUCUCUUUUUCUGCUUUGUUCUCUUUUGUAAUUCUAAAAAUUUUUUUCAAUAAAUAUCAUUUAAAAAAAAGAAAAGAAAAGAUUAAAAACACAAUAAAACACCAGUCGUUAAAAACUUCAUCAUUUUCCGAAAGGGAAAAAGUCCUGGUGGUUCCGAUCAAAUCCAUUUGUUGCGCUGUGUGAGAGGACAGUUGACUCCACGUGACUUCUAUUCACUUAAAUUGCAUUUGUUCCUCAAGCUUUCCUCCAAAGAGCUUAAGGCAAGCUCUCUUUUCUUCCUCAAACAACAACCCUGUGAGGCAGGUUUAGCUCUAUAACCACUGCACCACGCUGCCUUUCUGUUUGUCGGACUAGCACCUGGGAGAGACCAGGGUUGGCCCAGUCUCUUCCUUGCCCGCCUCUCAGGGUUGUUGUGAAGAAGACAUGAAGAAAGGGAGGCAAAUGCACAGCUUUGAGCUCCUUGGAGGAAAAAAUGUUGGGAUACAUAAAUGCAAUAAAUGAUAACACUUUGGGGGUGUCUUGUUAGCAACCCCCACUUUUUCCUUGGUCCUCAUUCAAAGUCAUAAGUAGGAAUAUCUGCAUUCUUCAGGGGUCAGCAAACUUUUUCAGCAGGGGGCCGGUCCACUGUCCCUCAGACCUUGUGGGGGGCCAGACUAUAUUUUGGGGGAGAAAAUGAACGAAUUCCUAUGCCCCACAAAUACCCCCAGAGAUGCAUUUUAAAUAAAAGGACACAUUCUACUCGUGUGAAAACACCAGGCAGGCCCCACAAAUAACCCAGAGAUGCAUUUUAAAUUAAAAAUUUCACAUUCUACUCAUGUAAAAACAUCCUGAUUUCUGGACCGUCCGUGGGCUGGAUUGAGAAGGUGAUUGGGCUGGAUCCGGCCCCCGGGCCUUAGUUUGCCCGCCUGUGGAGUUACCCUUUCCUUCACCUUUUUCAAUUUAGACUGGAGCCCCCUCGGGGCAGAGACUUGCCCCUUUCUGCUUAGGCGAAGCUGCAAAUUGUUGAAUAGACUGACGGAACCCAGGCAAAUGGAGACAAAGAGCAAUCUUAUCCCAGCCUCUUCUUUCUCCUCAGGGAGCAAUGGCCACCCCACAGCGUCUGAUUUCUUGCACCCAGAUUUAUAAGGGUGAGUCACCUGGAAACACUGCCGUCCUACGCAGAAGAGGAGGGUGCAGCCUCUUUGCAAACCAUUUUUGCGAGCUGCAAAAUGGGCGAGAUCCCCUCCGAGUUGUAAAGCCCCACCUCAUGUCGUUAAUAAAAAUGGAGUCUUAAAAUAAAAAUAAAAUUGUGACCGUCUCCCUAGUGUUUUGCAAGGAUGAAUGACUAAGCAGAGCAUCGCCGCUGCCUGAGAUUGCUUCGUAAAGUUGGGAGCCGGGAAAGUCGUACUUUGGAAAAGCUUUGAAGGUACUCAAUCCGAUUGUGGCUCCUCCCCCUUCUUUCCCCCCAAACCAGACUUUUUUUUAAAAAAGGAAAAUUAAUCAUUUUUUCGAUACAAACAACCGCAAAAGACACUACAACAAAAACCAUAGUAACAAUAAUAACACAAUUUGACGAUUCAGAUUUAUUUUUUAUUUUUAUUUUUUAAAUAUUUUAUUAAGGAUUUUCUUGUUUUACAGAAGUAAGUGUAAUGCCUCGUAUUUUCCCCCCAUGUAACAUUUUUACAAAUCCGUUUCAUUUGUCGAGGCAUUAGGGGGAGAAGGAAAAAAGGAAAAAAGAAAGGGGGGUGGAGAGAGGGAAGAUGGAUGGGGGGUGGGGUCGGGUGGCGGUGUUUCUAUUAUGUUUAAUGUAUGUAGAGUUUGGUGUCAGCGUUGCUUGUGUUGUUCACUUGUGUUCCUUUGGUGGUGAGAGAGGUUGGGGUGAUCUUUGUUUUCGUGUGUGAGUGAGGUGGGUGGGUGUUUUGGAUCAGGUUAGCCAUAUUGAUUUGUAUGCUGUUGGUGGAUUAUUGUCAUUGUCCUGUUGGGCUGUGUAUGUGAUAAAGGGGAGCCAUACCGGGGUGAAGGCGGCGUCUUCUGUUUGUCCCCGUGUCAGUUUCAGUUUAUUAGUUAAUUUUUCUAGUAAGGCGGUUUCCCAUACUAUUUGGUACCAUUGGUCCAUGCUUACUCCUGACAGGUCUCUCCAGUGUCUGGUUAUGGUGUUUCUGGCUGCUGAGAGCAGGUGGGUUAUGAGUUCUUUGUGGUGUAAAUGGGCAUUGUUGUCUUGGAAGAUGUUUAGUAGGGCCAAUUCUGGGGUGAUGUCUAUUACUUGCUUAGUUAUUUUACAUAUUUCUUGUAUGGCUGUUGUCCAGAAUAGUUGGAUUUUGGGACACUCCCACCACAUGUGGAGGUAUGUGCCUGUGGAGGUGCACCCUCUCUAGCAUUUUGGUGAGGUUCCUGGGUGUAUUAGCGCUAGUGACAAUUCAGAUUUAAAUGCACUGAUAUACCUAUGACUGCACCCUUUUAACAAUAUUUUCCCACCUCUCUCUCCUCCCCCUACUUCCCACCAAAAUAAUAAUAAUAAUAAUAAUAAUAAUAAUAAUAAUAAUAAUAAUUUAUUAUUUAUACCACCGACUCUGGGUGGCUUCCAACAAAAUACUAAAAUACAAUAACCUAUUAAACACUAUUCGCCUUAUCCACGGGGGGUGCCACCACCGAGAAGGCCCUCUGCCUGGUUCCCUGUAACUUGGCUUCUCGCAGCAAAACUUCCAAAAGAAGAGACAGUCACAGGUGGUUUUGAGAGCCUCUGAGAAGCAGUUGCAUCCAGCAAUGCAGUUGUCUUUGAGGAACAGCUGGAGGGGGGGGGAUCUCUCCUUCCCUCUCUCCUGCUGCUCGAUAUCGUAUAGGCGCUGCUUAAUUAAAUUAUUUGCUUUACUGAAGCCCAGUGUUAGGAACUGUGGUGGUGAUAAACCAGAAAAGUAAAGCUUUCGGUUGACAAUUUUAGUCUAAGAGCUCACGUGACAAUCUUGCAAUACUUGCGAUCAAGUGAAGAUGCCCGGGGGUCAGGAUUGCACCAGACAUUUCUGCAAUAUGAGGAUCCUUGGAUCUGCACUGUUUUCACACACUAAUACUACAGCCUGUAGAAUUCUAUCAGUUCUAUUUAAUCUGCACAAUCGGAAUGACUUUCCGGAACCAAAACGCUUUUUCUGUGCGGCCUGAGCAGGGAGCAAUGUUAUAGCUAAUUGUUGUCUCUUGUCUUCCCUUACCCCACCCCACUGCCCUGCUCACAGUUGUGAAGAAUAUUCUUACAUUAUGAACGGUCCGUGUCACCAUUAAGAAAAAAGGUCGGAACAGGUCAAUAUAUUUGCAGACUGUCCCUGGGUCAGGUGACUUUUCUUCUUAAGUUCUCAAAGUUCUUAACCUUGCUCAAGGUUGUCAUCUAAAAGGACGCGGGUGGCGCCAUGGUCUAAACCACUGGUCCUCUUGGGCUUGCUGAUAGGACGGUUGGCGGUUCGAAUCCCUGUGACGGGGUGAGCUCCCGUUGCUCUGUCCCAGCUCCUGCCAACCUAGCAGUUCGAAAGCACGCCAGUGCAAGUAGAUAAAUAGGUACCACUGUGGUGGGAAGGUAAACGGCGUUUCUGUGCACUCUGGUUUCCAUCGCAGUGUCCCAUUACGGCAGAAGCGGUUUAGUCCUGCUGGCCACAGGACCCAGAAAGCUGUCUGUGGACAAACGUCAGCUCCCUUGUCCUGAAAGCGAGAUGAGCGCCGCAACCCCAUAGUCGCCUUUGACUGGACUUAACCAUCCAGGGGUCCUUUACCUUUACCUUUUACCUGUCAUCUGAACUAGCCUGAUGUUUAACUGAAUCAAUCACAGUCACUCAUCCUUUGAAAAAGUAGGCUUUAGUCUUGCCCCAAAAUGACACCAUACAUUCUGUUUUGGCGACUGUGACCUUGGUUUAAAGGAGCUGUUUGUUGUUUAGUCGUGUCUGACUCUUCGUGACCCCCUGGACCAGAGCACGCCAGGCACUCCUGUCUUCCGCUGCCUCCCGCAGUUUGGUCAAACUCAUGCUGGUAGCUUUGAGAACACUGUCCCACCAUCUCGUCCUCUAUUGUCCUCUUCUCCUUGUGCCCUCCAUCUUUCCCAACAUCAGGGUCUUUUACAGGGAGUCUUCUCUUCUCAUGAGGUGGCCAAAGUCUUGGAGCCUCAGCUUCAGGAUCUGUCUGUACAGUCAGCACUCAGGGCUGAUUUCCUUCAGAAUGGAGAGGUUUGAUCUUCUUGCAGUCCAUGGGACUCUCAAGAGUCUCCUCCAGCACCAGAAUUCAAAAGCAUCCAUUCUUCGGCGAUCAGCCUUCUUUAUGGUCCAGCUCUCACUUCCAUACAUCACUACUGGGAAAACCAUAGCUUUUACUAUACGGACCUUUGUUGGCAAGAUGAUGUCUCUGCUUUUUAGGAUGCUGUCUAGGUUUGUCAUUGCUUUUCUCCCAAGAAGCAGGCGUCUUUUGAUUUCGUGACUAAUGUCACCAUCUGCACUGAUCAUGGAGCCCAAGAAAGUAAAAUCUCUCACUGCCUCGAUUUCUUCCCCUUCUAUUUGCCAGGAGGUGAUGGGCCCAGUGGCCAUGAUCUUCGUUUUUUUGAUGUUAAGCUUCAGACCAUAUUUUGCGCUCCCUUCUUUCACCCUCAUUAAAAGGUUCUUUAAUUCCUCCUCACUUUCUGCCAUCAAAGGAGCCGUUUGGCGCCUAGUUUAUACAGUGGUACCUUGGUUUACGAACUUAAUCCGUUCCAGAAGUCCGUUCUUAAACCAAAGCGUUCUUAAACCAAGGCGUGCUUUCCCAUAGCAGCGGGGGACUCAAUUUACAAAUGGAACACACUCGACACGUUCCGCUUCCAAGGCAGAGUUCACGAACCAAAACACCUACUUCGGCUUUGCAGCGUUCUUAAUCCAAGUUGUUCAUAAACUAAGCCACUCUUAAACUAAGGUACCACUGUAUAUCUGUGUGAUAUACAAUGAUCCUAUGAAGUGAGUUUCUCACUUCAUAGGAUCAUUGUAGGGAUUAACAUGAACCAUUCACCUCUUGGAGGAAAAGAUGGGAGAUUAAUGCAAUUAACCGGCGAAUUUCUAACCCUGAUUGCAAUGCGGUGUGCUUGGCAUUUACAAAGACCUGGACUACAGCGUGCAGGGUGGUCUUAACGCUUAUAUCUCUUUAAGGCUCCCCAGCCAGUUGCUUUAUCCCGGGUUAGCUCAAGGUCACCGUCUUGUGCUUCCUCAAACUUUACCAGCCUGCCAAAAGGAAAAAAGAAAGAACCGGUAGCCAGCAAACCAAAGGUUAACCGUCAAAGUCUGAACACCUGCUUGCAGAGAGGUGGGAAUUGCAGAGACCUGUCUGGGGCUAAUCUGCAAACUCCUCCGAAACAUGCAAGCUGUUAGGAGAGGGAGUAGACCCCCCAAACCACCUCACAAUCACACACACAAAACAUGCUGGAGAACAGGAUUCUCGUCCCCUGCCUCCUUGCAAUUUUCUGCUCUGCCUUUAAGAGAGGGCCUUGCAAUAAUUAAGUAUCUCCAGAUGCAAGGCUAGCCAAUUAAUUUUCUUUGUUCUUGGCUCGGGGGCACAGGGGAGGAGAUAUUCCAGGAGAGCCUCUUGCUGUUUGAGAGAGAGGAGACUGGGGGGGGGUCUCUCCACCCACCCACUCCUCCCCCCAACUCUGCGUUGUGCAAAAAAAGUAUGGAUCCGAUGAUUCCGUGUAACAUGAUUCGUCUAACUCCGAAAACAGAGGGGAGUGACAGGGCAGGUUUAGGCUUAAUUGGAACAGGGUUAUAUUUUAUUUUUUGGGAUUCCAAAGCAGGCGGGGAGUGUCAGGAUGGGGGCAGGAUGCUUCCCCGGAGCAAAGAACACGGGCGUUUUUGUUCCACUCUCUCUCUCUCUUUGGGAUGGAAAAAAGUUUGGCGUCUGCCAGCUGUGAGCCUUCGCAUUUGCAACCGCCCAGUUCUGGUCUGAGAGAGGUGUGUCGGUGUGUAACAUGCCUGCAUUCCAAAGUUUAUUAAUAGAGACCCUCCGGGGGGGGGGGGAGGCUAGGAAGAAGAAUUGCCCCACAGUCUCCAAAGUUCAGGGGUUGGAGCCUGGCUCUCCCAGCAGGCCAAAGGGUACGCGGCGAGAUCGGUUAAUCCUCCCAGCAGAUCGAGGAAUCAGCAAAUUCCUGGAUCCCAGGAAACCAAGGUCUUGCUAAAAAAAAAAGUUGGGUUUGGAGGUUAUUUUCCUGCAACUUUUUUUGCACACCGGAUAGUUAAACUGUGUUAUCUGCAAGAGGUGUGCAGUGGGACCUCGGGUUAAGAACUUAAUUCGUUCCGGAGGUCCGUUCUUAACCUGAAACUGUUCUUAACCUGAAGCACUACUUUAGCUAAUGGGGCCUCCUGCUGCUGCCGUGCAAUUUCUGUUCUCUUUUUUUAUAUAUAUAUAUAAUUUUUUUAUUGAUUUUAACAUAUAAAUUAUAAAAUGUACCACAAAACUUAUCACUUAUACAAUCUUUUUAGACUUCCAUCAGCACCUCUGAUGAUCCAACGUUUUAACCACUUCUUAUGCAUUUCUUAACUUUGUAUUGCCUUUAAAUCUCUUAACAAAUCAUCCUUCCCCUUUUCCAUUUUUGCAAUAAUUCCAAUAAAACUCCUCACAAAACUUCUUGCAAACCUACAAACGUUGUCUGAUCUUCACAGAUACUUUUCAAAUAGUCCGUAUAUUUACUCCAGUCUUCCGUGAAUUUCUGGUCCCGCCAGUUCCGAAUCCUUCCUGUUAGUUUAUCUAGUUCUGCAUAGUCCACGUGUAAUUUCUGUUCUCAUCCUGAAGCAAAGUUCUUAACCCGAGGUACUAUUUCUGGGUUAGCGGAGUCUGUAACCUGAAGCGUCUGCAACCCGAGGUACCGCUGUACUGUGGUCACCAACUGGAAAGGUUUUUUAAAAAAGGGCCAUAGAAACACAUGGAGAAUAAUAAACUAGAUGACCAUGAGACUCUUAAUCUCAAAAUUGUGGGUUCAAGCCUCAAACUGGGCAAAGAGAUUUCUGGGUUGCAGUGGGUUUGACCGAUGUGAUCGCUUCUAGUUCUACGAUUCUACCAUUUAGGAGGUAACACAAUAGGGACGCGGGUGGCACUGUGGGUUAAACCACGGAGCCUAGGACUUGCCGAUCAGAAAGUCGGUGGUUCGAAUCCCCGCGACGGGGUGAGGGAAGGGAGUAUUGAAAGGAAACAGCUGAUCGGUGGGAUGGGAAGAGAGAUAAGGGAUGCUAGUGGAGGCUGCCUGGGAGGGGGGAGGUAAAAGCCCAUGGAUCCUCAGGAUUUUUACAUUGGGUCACCCCAAAUUCACCAUCAGAUCACAUAGCAUGUCCGUGGCUACAGCCUGCACCAAAAAGAUCACGCAUCCACUGUUUCAUGGGGCCACAAUGGCGCAAAAAUGUGGUUACAAAGCACGGAUCCACAUGGAUCCUCAGGAUUUUUGCAUCGGGUCACCCCAAAUUCACCAGCAGAUCACAUGUCUGUGGCCACAGCAUGAACCACAAAAAUCAUACAUCCAUUGUUUCGUUCAGAAUAUUUUUUUUCUUGUUUUCCUCCUCUAAAAACUAGGUGCGUCUUAUGGAGCGAAAAAUACGGUAUUUCCGGUGGAAAAUCGCAGUGCAAAAUUGCGGCGCCCAAAAAUGGCCACCGUUCUCUCGUGAGAAAAAAACGGGGCGUCCCAGUUUUCCUGGGAUGAUUGCGGGGGCUAUGGCUUUGUGCCAUGGAGAUACUGGCCGCAGGCGUGGGACUCUAUCCCGUUCCGUUGGCCCGACUCAUCACGUCCGCGCAUCUCGCUUUCUACCCUCUCCAGGUUUGGGCCCGUCAGCGCUGCGAAAACGGGCGCUUCAUCUCCGCCGGAGAUUGCUGCGACCUUUGCCCCCCAGGUUUUGGGGUGGCUUCUCCUUGCGGGAGUGCCAACAACAAGUGUGAGCCAUGUCAAGAAAGUAAGUGGCAGAGGAAUUAUUAUUAUUAUUAUUAUUUAUUAUUUAUACCCCGCCCAUCUGGCUGGGUUUCCCCAGCCGCUCUGGGCGGCUUCCAGCAAAAUAUUAAAAUAUUCACCAAAUAUUAAAAGCUUCCCUAAACAGGGCUGCCUUCAGAUGUCUUCUAAAAGUCAGAGAGUUGUUUAUUUCCUUGACAUCUGAUGGGAGGGUGCCACCACCAAGAAGGCCCUGUGCUUGGUUCCCUGUAACCUCACUUCUCGCAAGGAGGAAAUCGCCAGAAGACCCUCGGAGCUGGACCUCAGUGUCUGAGAGAGCAAAGCCUUCUGCUAUGAGCCAACUAGAUAAAUUACGUAGGCAAAUCAAUAUGGGGAAAGCAAAAUGUCCCUUAGAGAAGGACCUGACUUAUUUCACUUGAAGCUUGAUUCUGUUUUAUCUGAUGUUUUAAUGUGUUGUAAACAGGGUGGAUUUGAUUUAAAUCAAAUUGAUUUAAAGCACAAUUUAAAUCACUAGACAGUAAGACUCGAUUUAAAUCAUUUUUAUUUUUUUGCAGAAAGACUCUUUCUUGCUGGUAUAAUCUUAAUAUUUUACAAGCAGAGAUUACAAACUCUUAAAGAUAUGUAUAACACAAUAAUUUGUUACAAAGAUUUUCUCUUUUUCACUCAACAAUAGUGUUGAUCCUUAUAACUUAUCAGCUUGCAAAUGGAGACUCAGUUUCAAUCCUAGAGCAGGAGUCAAUUAUGGAUUAGAAGCCAGGUUUGUAAUCUCUGUUAGGAUCUGUAAUCUUUAUUUGAGUUUGUAAUCUUUGUCAGAAUACAUACUUUUGAAUGGGUUAGUUUUUGUUACGAUUGACUAUUGAUUUGUGAAUAGGGACCACUCCCACUACUGAAACUUACAUUGGCCUGAUUACUUGGUGUGCUUUCUUCUUGGUACAUUUACCAUAUUUUUCGCUCUUAAGACGCACCAAGUUUUUGGAGGAGGAAAACAAGAAAAAAAAUAUUCUGAAUCUCAGAAGCCAGAACAGCAAGAGGGAUCGCUGUGCAGUGAAAGCAGCAAUCCCUCUUGCUGUUCUGGCUUCUGGGAUAGCUGCGCAGCCUGCAUUCGCUCCAUAAGAGCCAGUGUGGUAUAGUGGUUAAGAGUGGUAGACUCGUAAUCUGGUGAACCGGGUUCGCUUCCCCGCUCCUCCACAUGCAGCUGCUGGGUGACCUUGGGCCAGUCACACUUCUUUGAAGUAUCUCAGCCCCACUCACCUCACAGAGUGUUUGUUGUGGGGGAGGAAGGGAAAGGAGAUUGUUAGCCGCUUUGAGACUCCUUAAAGGGAGUGAAAGGCGGAAUAUCAAAUCCAAACUCUUCUUUUUCUUCUUCAUAAGACGCACACGCAUUUCCCCUUACUUUUUAGGAGGGAAAAAGUGAGUCUUAUAGAGCAAAAAAUAUGGUAAUAACAAGAACUCCUACUUAUUUAACGUUAGCCUUCCUCUCUCCGCCACAGGUGUGACGUUCUCCUCCGUCGCCAGCGCCACGGAGCCUUGCCAGCCUUGCUCGGUGUGUCCGAGCCAAGCGCUCUUGCUGGAUGCCUGCACCCCUGCCCACGACACGGUCUGCACCGCCAACUGCCCCCGGGGGCAUUACCUCCCUGCUGGAAACGGGACCCAGGGCAUCGGGCAGUGCCUCCCUUGUCAAGUUUGCCCCGAAGGCUACGGAGCCACAAAGCCCUGCGGCCCCAGAAGCGAUGCCAUGUGCCAGAGGUGCCCGGAUGGCUAUUACUCAGAGUCGAAGAGCUCGCUGGAAGCCUGCCAGCCCUGCCGGCAAGCGUGUGGCAAAAACGAGGUCAUGAUCCAAGCCUGCACCCCUCUCUCCGACACACUGUGCAUGGGUAGGUACAUAGGCGAGAUGGGAGAAAGGUCAAGCUGGUUUUAUUUUAUUUAGGUGCCUCUCUGCCCUCCGGGACGCGGGUGGCGCUGUGGUCUAAACCACAGAGCCUAGAGCUUGCCGAUCAGAAGGUCAGCAUUUCGAAUCCCCACGACGGGAUAAGCUUCUGUUGCUCGGUCCCUGCUCCUGCCAACCUAGCAGUUCGAAAGGACACCAGUGCGAGUAGAUAAAUAGGUACCACUCCGGCAGGAAGGUAAACGGCGUUUCCAUGCGCUGCUCUGGUUCGCCAGAAGCGGCUUAGUUAUGCUGGCCACAUGACCCGGAAGCUGUACACCGGCUCCUUCGGCCAGUAAAGCAAGAUGAGCGCUUGCAGCCCCAGAGUUGGCCACGACUGGACCUAAUGCUCAGGGGUCCCUUUACCUCUACCUUUACCUUCAUUAGAAGAGGGAUGCGGGUGGCGCUGUGGGUUAAACCACAGAGCCUAGGGCUUGCCGAUCAGAAGGUCGGUGGUUCGAAUCCCUGUGACGGGGUGAGCUGCCGUUGCUCGGUCCCUGCUCCUGCCCACCUAGCAGUUCGAAAGCACGUCAAACUGCAAGUAGAUAAACAGGUACCGCUCUGGCGGGAAGGUAAACGGCAUUUCCGUGCGCUGCUCUGGUUCGCCAGAAGCGGCUUAGUCAUGCUGACCAUAUGACCCGGAAGCUGUACGCCGGCUCCCUCGGCCAAUAAAGCGAGAUGAGCACCACAACACCAGAGUCGGCCACGACUGGACCUAACGGUCAGGGGUCCCUUUACCUUUACCCAGCCCUCCAGAUUUUGCCGAAAAGAUUUCCGCACACACCGGUGCUCUAGGUUUGGCACAAGUGAGCUGGAUGAAGGCGCACUUUCACCACUGCAGAACCAUGAAAGGACCAGGAUAGAAUUUGUUUUAUUCAUUCAUUCGUUCCAAAAAAUUUUUAUUUUUCCUUAAUAGUUCUUAUUUGAUUUUACAAAUUCAUUCACACUCAUAAUCACAAAUAAUAAAAAUUACAUAAGAUUAUUCCGAAUCUCAAGACUUCCCUCUGUGGGUUCUUUAGGUAACUUUUUUAAACUGCAUGUUAUAAGUCCAUCUAAUUUACAAUCCUCCAUUGUCUCCAAAAUCUAUGUAUCAUUGCAGGAGUUUUUUAAAACCUGCCAGAGUUCAAGUGUUUACAGUGGUCUUUCAAAUGUGAUAUAAAUUUGUCCCAUUCUUUGUUGAAGUUUUGAUCCGCCUGGUUUCUGAGUUUCCCAGUUAAUCUAGCCAUCUCUGUUUAGUGCAAUAAUUUCAUAAUUAUUGGACUCGUUCGUUUAAAAAUUCUGUUAUGGUCCAACCUACGGCAGCUCGCCCCAGCGAUAAAAACUAGUUUUCUUUUGCAGUGGGAUUAUUAUUAUUAUUCAUUUCAUUUCUAUACCGAUUUAUCUUUUAAAGGAAAAACCUCAAAGCCGUUUGCAAUGCAUGAAAAUGUCGUGAAAAUGUCCAGAGCAAAACAAAUUCACGCUUCAAGAGAACUAUUUCAGAUCCUUCUCUAAGUGACAAUUUGCUUUCCCCAUAUUUAUAUGCAUGCUUAAUUCAUAGAUCUGCCUCAUAGCAGAAGGACACUCAGAGGGAAGUGUGGUGUAGUGGUUAGAGGGAGAUCAGGGUUCGAAUCCCCACUCAGUCCUGAAGCUCACUGGGUGGACUUGGAGUCAGUGGCUGCCUCUUAACCCGCCUCACAGGGUCGUUGUACGGAUUCGAUGAGGUGGGGGGUGAACCAUGGACUCCUUGGAUAAAAAGGUGGGAAGAUAAACGCAAUAAAUUAGCUCUUCUGCUGACUUGCUUAAGAAUAUCACAAAAAAAAUCGAGUGAAGGAACGUGGUUUUGAGAAAUGUGCAAAAAUCCAUUCAGCAUUGAUGCUUCUCUGUUACUUAGUUAGAUCAGACAGCGUAUCUGUGAGUACCUCUGCCAAUGACCCACUCAACACAGCCUACAGCAUUUUGCCAAUUGAAUUGAAAGAACAAAACUUGUGCUAGUUAUGUUAAAAACCUUUGCAAAACACAGAUGUGCUGUCUGAUCCGUUCUAGUCCACGGUAACUGUCAAGGUCUUUAUUAAAAUUGUCAACUGAUUGUUGAGUUUACUGUGUAAAUCCUUGAAGAAGAUACCCCAUACCUUCUUAUUGUAGUUGUAGCAUAUGGAUUGUAAUGUGUGAAGUUUAUAUAGUUUAUAUAAUUGUUAUUCACCUACUACUUCAGCACCAUGAACGCCUAAAAAAAGUUUUACCGCUCAGCCCACGGGAUAGCAUCUAUUACUUUGUUACAACCAUAGACUUAUUAUACUUCUGCAGACUUUCAAAGAUUGACAGGCGUGUGUUCAUUUAUUUCAAAUAGAUUAUGAGGCGCUUUGGUCAGCAGUUCGAAUCCCCGCGACGGGGUGAGCUCCCGUUGCUCGGUCCCUGCUCCUGCCAACCUAGCAGUUCGAAAGCACGUCAAAGUGCAAGUAGAUAAAUAGGUACCGCUCCGGCGGGAAGGUAAACGGCGUUUCCGUGCGCUGCUCUGGUUCGCCAGAAGCGGCUUAGUCAUGCUGGCCACAUGACCCGGAAGCUGUACGCUGGCUCCCUCGGCCGAUAAAGCGAGAUGAGUGCCACAACCCCAGAGUCAGCCACGACUGGACCUAAUGGUCAGGGGUCCUUUUAACUAACAGAGAGGCAUCAGUGCUGAAUGGACCUGCUUAAGAAAGCUGGAGGGACCAGCCAGGUGCAUGGAGAUGUCAGUCUCCCAGAUCUGGCACCCAGAGAUCUCCACGUGGGUCGCAAUUGGACCCUCGCCAGCCGCAAAAUGCACCUGGUUCCUGGGGGAUUUCUACCACUGCUCACCCCUAUCCCAUGUUUUGCACAGUGGCUGUGCAAAAGCCUCUUUUUUGGAAGCACGAAAACUGGGGAGCAAGCCAGCUUCUCUCACACACAAAAACUUAGAAUGGCGUCUGCACAUUUUGCCUCACAUCUCAGGUCCUACAGGUGCUUAUAACAUUUAAGAAACAAAAGCUGAGGAUCUGGGUAUUACUGUUAGUCCAGCUAGUAGAACAAUCUCCACACACACGCACACACCCCGCUGCCCCCGAAUGCACAUACCGUAUUUUUCGCACCAUAGGGCGCACCUAGUUUUUAGAUGGGGAAAUCAAUAAAAAAAACUUCCCCCCCCCAGCCCCAAAGAGCAGCGUACAGGCUGCCUACAACCUCUCGCUGCCGGAGGGGUUGUGCGCGGCUAUGGCACAAGCCAAGGCAGCGGGCGGGAUGGAUUGCGCUGGCUGUUUUGGCUUCCUCUUUAGCCCCACGCAAUCCCUCCCUGCCGGGAGAGGCUGCGUGGAGCUAAAGAAGCCAUAGCCCUGUUCAGCCUCUCCCUGCCAGAGGGGUUGCGCGUGGCUAUGGCACAAGCCUGCAUUCGCUCCAUAGGACGCACACACAUUUCCCCUCAAUUUUUGGAGGGGAAAAACUGCGUCCAAUGGAGCGAAAAAUACGGUACAUUAAAGAUUAUUUUAUAGAGAAGAUUGCACUUUUAUAAGCCAAACGUGCACCCCAAAAAUGAGGUUCUUAUUCUGAGUAUUGCCAUUUCUGUAUACCUGUUUAUUAAAUGUCUUUCCUACUUCCUCUCCAAAGGAGCCUAGGGCUGCAGACAGCAAAACCAUACAGGUUUGGGGUUUUUUUUUAAAAGGCAAACUGAAACUUUGAAAACAUUGUAAAAUGUUCGGAAUGCCUGAAUAUUUUUUUAAAUGAUCCUGUACACUCGGUUAAUGAUGUCGAAGGUUUGCCAAGAACAUUAUCAUUCAGCCGGAACAAGAACACAAAAAGUGCCUCCUCCUUCUUUAUAUAUAAAUUUAUUUAAUUUUCAAAUUUACAAUCACCAAGCAACCCAAAACAAAAAGAAGAAUUCCGUGAUUUCCCAUGGACUUCCCUCUUCCCCUCGUGGAUCAGGCUGGUGGUCCAACCUGUUCUCACAGGGGCCAAGCAGGAUUCUGAAAAGCAGGAUUCGAAUACAGGACCCCUUUCCCGUUCUGUGGUUUCCAGCAACUCUCACCCAGAAGCAUUGCUGCUUCCAACUGUGGAGGCAGAAAAUUGCCAUCCUGGCCAGUAGCUUUUGAUAGCCCUCUCUUCCACGAAUUUCUUAUUUAAAUCCUUGUUUGGGGCUACAACUGCUAUCAACCGGCCAUUGUCCCAAACACUUGGAGGGCGCUGACUUGGGGAAAGCUCCCCAUGGAAGACUUGUACUGUUUUGGGGGGACAGGGGGCAGAUGGGUGUGGGGGACUGAAUGGGGUAACUGUGCCCCUGAAGGACCAGGUGCGCAGCCUGGGAGUCAUUCUGGACUCACAGCUGUCCAUGGAGGCACAGGUCAAUUCUGUGUCCAGAGCAGCUGUUUACCAGCUCCACCUGGUAUGCAGGAUGAGACCCUACCUGCCUGCGCACUGUCUUGCCAGAGUGGUGCAUGCUCUGGUUAUCUCCCGCUUGGACUACUGCAAUGCGCUCUAUAUGGGGCUACCUUUGAAGGUGACCUGGAAACUGCAACUAAUCCAGAAUGUGGCAGCUAGACUGGUGACUGGGAGUGGCUGCCGGGACCACAUAAGACCAGUCUUGAAAGACCUACACUGGCUCCCAGUACGUUUCUGAGCACAAUUCAAAGUGUUGGUGCUAUUCUUCAAAGCCCUAAACGGCAUUGGUUCUGUAUCCCUGAAGGAGCGUCUCCACCCCCAUCGUUCUGCCUGGACACUGAGGUCCAGCUCCGAGGGCCUUCUGGCUGUUCCCUCCGUGCGAGAAGCGAGUUUACAGGGAACCAGGCAGAGGGCCUUCUCGGUGGUGGUGCCCGCCCUGUGGAACGCCUUCCUGUCAGAUGUCAAGGAAAUACAGUGGUACCUCGGGUUAAGUACCGUAUUUUUUGCUCUAUAAGACUCACUUUUUCCCUCCUAAAAAGUAAGGGGAAAUGUGUUUGCGUCUUAUGGAGCGAAUGCAGGCUGCGCAGCUAUCACAGAAGCCGGAACAGCAAGAGGGAUUGCUGCUUUCACUGCGCAGCGAUCCCUCUUGCUGUUCUGGCUUCUGAGAUUCAGAACAUUUUUUUUCUUGUUUUCCUCCUCCAAAAUCUAGGUGCGUCUUGUGGUCUGGUGCAUCUUAUAGAGCUAAAAAUACGGUUCUUAAUUCGUUCCGGAGGUCUGUUCUUAACCUGAAACUGUUCUUAACCUGACGCACCAUUUUAGCUAACGGGGGCUCCUGCUGCUGCCGUGCUGCCAGAGCACGAUUUCUGUUCUCAUCCGGAAGCAAAGUUCUUAACCCGAGGUUAGCGGAGUCUGUAAACUGAAGCGUCUGUAACCCGAGGUACCACUGUAAACAACUGUCUGACUUUUAGAAGACAUCUGAAGGCAGCCUUCUUUAGGGAAGUUUUUAAUGUUUGAUGUUUUAUCGUGUUUUUAAUAUUGUGUUGGGAGCUGCCCAGAGUGUCUGGGGAAAACCCAACCAGAUGUGUGGUGUAGAAAUAAUCGGUGAUGGUGAUGGUGAUGGUGACUUUGCUGAUUUGGGCAUCCAUCUUGCUGCUACUGUAGGAAAACUUUCCCCUGAGGGAGGAGCGCUUGUGUCCGCCGCCGCCGUGAACUUCGCUGCUCUCGCUCUCCCGCAAGGCCUUUCAAGCUUUGUUUCGGAGCUACAGUUGCGGUUUUUUGUCUGCGAGAACAGAGUCUCCCUGGGCUGCGGCUAAUCCACCUUUUGUCCUCUGCUCCUGCCCCUAAUCCUACCCUGGCUGUCUCUCUCACACAUCUUCCUUGCUCAAUUCACCCUCCCUGAGCACCCUGCUGUCCUGAGAAGGCUGCGAUCCCUCGCAGUGUGUGGAUGGGAGAGUUUUGGUGGGGUGGGGGCCUCCGUGGCGAGACCGUAGAGGUUUCCACGGCCGACCUCCCCUCCCUCUGCGUGUUCGUUCAAGCUUUUGCUCCUUAAUGUUCGCCGCCUUUUGGAACGGCGUCUCUCGCUCCUAGCCGUGGGGCUGGGGGCGGUUUUGUGUGUGGUUUGGUGGCGAGGAGGGGGGGAGAAACGGGGCUGUGAACGAGUCCCGGAAUGAGACAGGACCCUUGUGGGAUUUGCGGGGAGGACAGAAAAGAACAGCAGGGGGAACGAGUCUCCUAUCGACAAUAUUGUAGGAAUUAUCCCUGUCGUUCCCCCGCCCUGAAAUAUAUUCAGUUUUCCAACAGCAUGUAUACCCAUCUCUGCAAACCCCCUCCCCUGAUUUUCUGUCCUCUCCAACUCAGCCCUGGUUUUCUCACUCCCCUAAACUUGAAAUUUAUUAACGGUAUUGAAAGAGGCUUUGCAACUAAGCUGGAAUCCAGGGUUUCGGGGACACGACCCAAAUUCCCUGACAGAGCAGCUGCUUUGAAUGUAGAAGGCCCCAGGCUAAGCCCCGGGUGUCUCCCUGUUGUUGUUGUUUAGUUGUUUAGUCGUGUCCGACUCUUUGUGGCCCCCUGGACCAGAGCACGCCCGGCCCUCCUGUCUUCCACGGCCUCCUGCAGUUUGGUCAAACUCAUGCUGGUAUCUUCGAGAACACUGUCCAACCAUCUCAUCCUCUGUCAUCUCCUUCUCCUUGUGCCCUCCAUCUUUCCCAACAUCAGGGUCUUUUCCAGGGAGUCUUCUCUUCUCAUGAGGUGGCCAAAGUCUUGGAGCCUCAGCUUCACGAUCUGUCCUUCCAGUGAGCACUCAGGGCUGAUUUCCUUCAGAAUGGAGAGGUUUGAUCUUCUUGCAGUCCAUGGGACUCUCCAGAGUCUCCUCCAGCACCAUCAUUCAAAAGCAUCCAUUCUUCGGCGAUCAGCCUUCUUGAUGGUCCAGCUCUCACUUCCAUACAUCACUACUGGGAAAACCAUAGCUUGAACUAUACGGACCUUUGUUGGCAAGGUGAUGUCUCUGCUUUUUAAGAUGCUGUCUAGGGUGUCUCCCUAACAGCUGGGAAAGCCUCGCGGUCUGAAAGCCUGGGCCUUUGGCGCUGGUGCCGGUCACUGCAAUACUGGGUUGGAUAGACUAAGGGUUUGAGUUACUUUUAAGCUGUCUUCCUGGGGGCUACUGUGAGGAUAUUUUUUGAGUUAGAUCCUUUAUUAGGCAUAGCAAACCACACAUUAUCAAACAGACACCAUAUACAAAUUGUGCAAAAUACGAACUCAACAUAACAAGGUUUGUCCCAGUCAGAUCUUCGACUCCAGAGGAAAUCAAUUUGCAUAAAUAAUACAUUACAGCACUACCGAAUCCCCGAUCAAUUAAGAACCACUAAUUCUCUUUAUAAUGGCUCAGUCUUUCUACAUGGACAGCACUCAAAAAUCCAGCCACUAUUAAAGUAAUUUGAUCAUUCUUGUCCGAAAACAGUUCCUGAACCACUGGUAGCAUAGAAAUCUGCCUAUUAAGUUGUAAGGCCUCUAAUAAUUUUCUCCUGGCAUAAAUGCCAAAAUCACAAGAAAAGAAAAUAUGCACCAAAGUGUCAGGUUCCUGUUUACUACAUUUGCAGAGACGCUUUGAUUCUGGGGGAGCUAAAUAUCUUCCUCUCGCUGUGAGGAUAUACGAACCAGGGAUGGGCUCUGAUACCAGUUGCUUAGUGGAAGGGCAGCUGCCUUGCAUGUAGAAUGUCCCGGGUUCAAAACUUUGCAUCUCUUAGGUAGAAGAAUGUCAGCUGGCAGCGCCGGCGAAUACUUUUUUGGGGGGUGAGGGCCUUAGAUCAGUUGCAGAGCAGCCCUUCCUUGCCUGCAGGUAAAGGUAAAGGGACCCCUGACCAUUAGGUCCAGUCGUGGCCGACUCUGGGGUCGCGGCGCUCAUCUCGCUUUACUGGCCAAGGGCAGCGUGGUCGUCAGACAGCUUUCUGGGUCAUGUGGCCAGCAUGACUAAGCCGCUUCUGGCGAACCAGAGCAGUGCACGGAAACGCCGUUUACCUUCCCGCCGGAGUGGUACCUAUUUAUCUACUUGCACUUUGACGCGCUUUUGAACUGCUAGGUUGGCAGGAGCUGGGACUGAGCAACGGGAGUUCACCCCCUCGCGGGGAUUCGAACCGCUGACCUUCUGAUCUGCAAGUCCUAGGCUCUGUGGUUUAACCCACAGCGCCACCCGCGUCCUUGCCUGCAGAACACCCCAAAUUCAAUCCCUGGCCUCUGCAGGCAAGGCUGGCAAUGCCUUCUGCCUCCCAAACAUUUCUCAGGGCGUGGGAUCUUCCAUCAAAAGCGUCUUUGCACUUUCCCGGUGAGUAGACCCCAAGUUGCUUCUGCAAAAGUGCGGCGAUUCAGAAGUCCUUCCAGAUCCCCAAACCUUCAAUUCUGGCGGAUGUAUCAACCAUAGAAUCCUAGAGUUGUACAUUUGGAAGGGACCCUCAAGGAUCAUCUAGUCUAACCCGCCGGCAAUGCAGGAAUCGUAGCUUAAGGAUCCCUGACAAAUGGCUGUCUAACCUUUGUUUGGAAAGCUCCGACGAAGGAGAGCCCAUCGCCUUUCCAGGUUUCGAGGUUCUUCCCUCAGAUGGAAAAUCCUCUGUCCUGCUUUUUAAAUUACUAUGACAUACAUACCCCACCUUUCCUCUUAAGUAGCUCAAGGCGGUAUACUUUGUCCCCUUCUGCGUUUUAUUCUUACAACAACCCUGCGAGGUAGAAAAGAUUGAUCGGCUCAAGGUCACGCGGUGAGCUUGAGCGGAGAUUUGAACCCCGGUCUCCCAGCACCCUAACCACAUUGGUGUAACCUCGCUGCUGCUUGCUUUAGAUGACAAAUCUUGCUUAUUCUUGCAAAGAAAAAAAAUAAACUCGCCUGCUACGUUUUGGGAAGCUGACAUCAAGCUCUCGCUCAGAAUGAGAAUAAAAUGUCUGAAAGCUACUAUAGAAGAGAGCUUCUUUUAUUUUGAGAAAAUAGCCUGAGCUUUACAGCAAUCCCCCACUCCGAUCCCCCAAAAUGCUUUCAUUUUCUCUGUUUCUCUGCAAGAGAGAACAGAUUCCCUUUCUUCACUUCGCUUUGGCAGAGACAACCGUCAGAUCGUCUCCUUUGGCUGUGAACGUCGCAAGCAAAGUGCGCUAGGGCACAGAGGCAGAAGAAACGAGGCCAAAUGGCUUUGGGUAGAGGUCUGGACAUGGCCUUCAUGAAUGUUGGACUGUUGCCUUUCAUACUGUGGAUUUUGGAAUAUAUGCAUAGCUGUCAAGCGUCCCUUAUUUGGCGGGAAACUCCCUUAUCCCUGCGCCGUGUCCCGCUGCUGUCCCUUAUUGAUGAUGUCCCUUAAAUUUCCCGGGUUUCAAAGGAAGCAGCUCCUCUCCCUCCCUCCCUGCCGGCCAGGGAGGAGGGAGGCUCCAACUGUGUUGCUUGGCUGCGUUGCUCACCCAAUAAGGAGUCUAAGAACGACUGGGGGGUGGAGCUUGCAUGCCUUGUGCCGAUCAAAUCGGCCGUGUUGCCUGGGGACUCGCCUUUGCUCAGCGCUUCCCAGCGGAGAGGUGACGGUGGUUUUCCUUGCUGCUUCCCCUUUGCUGGGUUGCUGCGCUGUGGGAACCACCGCUUGAGGCUUUGUUUGGCUGCUGGCUGGGCUUUCUGCCUUUGGCUCGGACAUACCUGUGUCCGGAAAAUCCCUUAUUUUGGCUGCUGAUCCCUUAUUUCCGAAGCUGCUGUUCCCUUAUUUUCAAAUCUGUAAGUUGACAGCUAUGGAUAUACGGAACAACGGCCACACUCAAAGCCGGGCUGAGGAACCUGUGCCCCUUGUCCCAGGGGUCUCUGGACUACAACUUCCAUCAUCGUCCUGAUUUUGGGAUAACGGCAGAGCUGGCCCUACCACUAGGCUCCCCGCAAAGCUAUUUUUCGACCUUCCUGACAGGUUUAGAUCAGGAUCGCACAAGAAAUCCCUCUUGGACAAAACACAGAGACAUUAGUGCGCUUCCAGGGGUUGAGACAAACCGCUGCGAUAGCGGCAGCCAAGCGACCUCCAAGGGGUGCAAGCCUGGGCAGUGAGUCUGGAGGUCCUGGGCUGCCCAGACAACAAGACCCUCCUCUCAGCUUCACUGAGAAAAACAGAGUAAGAUGUUGGGCACCCGCUUGGCUGCCAGAAGGAGGCGUACAAGGCGCCAUCCAACUGCCUUAGGGACCCCAGUCUGGAUUUAUGUAGGCUUCACCUCUUAGCCUCUCCUACUCCCAAUGAUAUCCUGCAAGUUAGCAGAGGUUUAGGAUCAGAUAUUUCCUUCUCUUAGACAGGCUCCCUUCCCAAGAUGAUGACCUCUAUCAUCAUUUGCUCUACGGCACGUGCCAUCUAUCUAUCUACAGUCAUACCUCGGGUUGAAGUUGCUUCAGGUUGAGAGUUUUCGGGUUGCGGAAGUAACAGAAUGUGUUACUUUCGGGUUUCGCCGCUCACGCAUGCGCAGACGGUCAAAAUGACAUCAUGUGCGGAAGCGGCGAAUUGCGGCACGCGCAGACGCGAAUUGCAUUCGCUUCAGGAUGCGAACGGGGCUCUGGAACGGAUCCCGUUCAUUUCCAGAGGUACCACUGUAUCUAUCUCUAUCUAUUUAUCUAUCUAUAAUUUUUAUUUUCCCCCAAUUAAUAUUUUACAUUCACAUCAUCAUUAUCCACUAUACAGUGGUACCUCGGGUUAAUUCGUUCUGGAGGUCUGUUCUUAACCUGAAACUGUUCUUAACCUGAGGUACCACUUUAGCUAAUGGGGCCUACCGCUGCCACACGAUUUCUGUUCUCAUCCUGAAGCAAAGUUCUUAACCUGAGGUACUAUUUCUGGGUUAGCGGAGUCUGUAACCUGAGGCGUCUGUAACCCGAGGUACCACUGUACUGCUCUGGCUCUUAGAGCCUGUUGACUUUCAAAAUUAACCUUUAUAUCAUUGCCAUUUAUACGUUUCCCAAUUCUAAUUACACUCAUUGCAGAAUGACUCAAAAUUUAAAUAAAGAUAGAAAAUUUCUCAUUGCAAGUCUUCAGACAACCCUGCUAGUGAUGUUAAUUGCUUACAAUGAUCUUUCAAACAUCGUAUAAAUUUACCCUAGUCCUUUUGGAAUACUUGAAUACGUGCUGGUUUCGGAUUUUUCCUGCCAGCUUCACCAGUUCUGCAAAGUCCAUCAUAAUCUGCCACUCUUCUUUCGUUGGGACUUCUUGCUGUUUCCAUUUUGGAUAAAACAACAACAAACAAACCUAUGGUCACGUAAAGCAUCCUCAGUAAACACACGAGAUGUAACUGGCUGUGUUCUUAGAUAAAUAAGGUAUACAGUGGUACCUCGCAAGACGAAUGCCUCGCAAGACGGAAAACUCGCAAAACGAAAGGGCUUUGGUUUUUUGAGUUGCUUCGCAAGACAAUUUUCCCUGUGGGCUUGCUUUGCAAGACGGAAACGUCUUGCAAGUUUGUUUCCUUUUUCUUAAAACCGUUAAUACAGUUGCGACUUGACUUCGAGGAGCAACUCAUAGCACGCGGUGUGGUAGCCUUUGUUGAGGUUUUUGAAGACUUUGGUGAUUUUUGAAGCUUUUCCAAAACUUUUCCGACACCGUGCUUCUCAAGACGAAAAAAAUCGCAAGACGAAAAAACUCACAGAACGAAUUAAUUUCGCCUUGCGAGGCACCACUGUACUAUUCAUUGUAUACCACAGCGACUACUAUGCCAUAAGAUCUACUGUCUUGUAAUAUAACACAUGUUCUUUAACUUCUGAUGAAGCCCAAGACGGCAAAACAAGGCCAAUAUUCCGGAAAUCCUUGUCUUAGACUCUGUGAAAGGAUUUUGUGGAACUGUAACAACCUUUCAUGUUGACUGUUUGGACUUUAUGAACGGACAGGUGGAAUAGACACCAUUACAUAGAUGGACCUUAUGCAUGAACUGACUAGAGAAUGAUCCGAUCCACUGGGUCUUCGGCUUUGUUUGUUUGUUGAACUUUGUAAGUUACUUCCGUUGAAAUUUACAAUUUGAUAGAAUGAAUAGUAUACCUUAUUUAUCUAAGAACACAGCUGCUUACGUCUCGUGUUUUUAUUGAGGAUGCUUUACGUGACCAUAGGUUUGUUUGUUGCUGUUUCCAUUUUGGGAACAGAAACUGGCCUUCUUGACCGCUGGACCAACUCUUGUUCUCGUCUGCUCCAUCCAUCAGAGCCUGUCUUCACAUGCAGGCGAAGUUCCUAACUCUUUGAGGGUUUGAGACCCAUCAGCCACCAUCACCUGGUUUAGCCAGCCAGUCGAAGCCGUUUCCCAGGAUUGUGGCCGCGUGUCACAGCUCCUGGGAGGCACAGGUGAGAGCUGAGUGCAGUCUGGAGACCAAAGGACGACAAACUGCCCCAGAAGAGCAUGAUGUGUCCCCCUUCCAGACUUAAAGGUAGAGGUAAAGGGACCCCUGACCAUUAGGUCCAGUCGUGGCCGACUCUGGGGUUGCAGCGCUCAUCUCGCUUUAUUGGCCGAGGGAGCCGGCGUACAACUUCCGGAUCAUGUGGCCAGCAUGUGGCAAACCAGAGCAGCGCACGGAAACGCCGUUUACCUUCCCGCCGGAGUGGUACCUAUUUAUCUACUUGCCAAGGGAGCCGGCGUACAGCUUCCGGAUCAUGUGGCCAGCAUGACUAAGCCACUUCUGGCGAACCAGAGCAGCGCACGGUUGGCAGGAGCAGGGACCGAGCAACGGGAGCUCACCCCGUCGUGGGGAUUCAAACCGCUGACCUUCCCAUCGGCAAGCCUCAGGCUCUGUGGUUUAACCCACAGCGCCACCUGCGUCCCUAGACUACCAGACUUAUUGCCCCCCUAACACCCCAUGGCUGCCUAUACACUGUGCAUUGAAAGCACAUUCCUUCCUCGAAUAAUCACAGCAACUGUCGUUUGCCCCUCGCCUAGCUACAAUUCCCAGCGCUACAAUUCCCAGUAUUCUUGGGGGGGGCAUGUGCAUUUUAAUGUGCUUUAAAUACAUGGGAUGUGCUCAGUUGCUUGUGACAAAGGAGCCUCAGAGAGGAUAUUAUAGAAUCAUUGGCCCAUCAUUCCUACGGCACCAACAGUUGCAGGGAGAGCUAGGAGCCACAGGUGAUUGCUGAGUGGACAUUAAGAGCAUGAUGUGUCCCCCACCAGAGGUACUAACCCUUCCCUAAUUCCCCAUACUGUCAGUUUGUCUAAUUCUGCAUAGUCCAUUAAUUUUGUCUCCCACUCCUAUUUCGUCUGUAAUUCUUCUUGUUUCCAUUUUUGUGCCAGUAAUAUUCUUGCUGCCGUUAUUGCAUAUAAAAACAUUUUACAAUCCUGUCUAUUAAUAUCCUCCCCUACAACGCCAAGUAAAAAUGCUUGUGGUUUUUUUAAAUAAAUGUAUAUUUUGACAACAACCUCAGAUAUGCAGAUGACACAACCUUGAUGGCAGAAAGUGAGGAGGAAUUAAAGAACCUUUUAAUGAGGGUGAAAGAGGAGAGCACAAAAUAUGGUCUGAAGCUGAACAUCAAAAAAAUGAAGAUCAUGGCCACUGGGCCCAUCACCUCCUGGCAAAUAGAAGGGGAAGAAAUGGAGGCACUGAGAGAUUUUACUUUCUUGGGCUCCAUGAUCACUGCAGAUGAUGACAGCAGCCACGAAAUUAAAAGACGCCUGCUUCUUGGGAGAAAAGCGAUGACAAACCUAGACAGCAUCCUAAAAAGCAGAGACCUCACCUUGCCAACAAAGGUCCGUAUAGUUAAAGCUAUGGUUUUCCCAGUAGUGAUGUAUGGAAGUGAGAGCUGGACCAUCAAGAAGGCUGAUUGCCGAAGAAUGGAUGCUUUUGAAUUCUGGUGCUGGAGGAGACUCUUGAGAGUCCCAUGGACUGCAAGAAGAUCAAAGCUCUCCAUUCUGAAGGAAAUCAGCCCUGAGUGCUCACUGGAAGGAGAGAUCCUGAAGCAGAGGCUCCAAGACUUUGGCCACCUCAGGAGAAGAGAAGACUCCCUGUAAAAGACCCUGAUGUUGGGAAAGAUGGAGGGCACAAGGAGAAGGGGACGACAGAGGACGAGAUGGUGGGACAGUGUUCUCGAAGCUACCAGCAUGAGUUUGACCAAACUGGGAGGCAGUGGAAGACAGGAGUGCCUGGCGUGCUGUGGUCCAGGGGGUCAUGAUGAGUCGGGCACGACUAAAUGACUAAACAACAACCUUUGUUCUUUUUGUAAUUGUAGCAUAUGGGUUGUAAUGUGUGAAGUUUAUAUCGUUUUCAUGUACACAGGUCAUUGUUUCAUAUUUGAAUUCUUUUGUAGUUGCGCUGAAGAAGAUUCCAGCGAAACAGUCAGAUUAUCCGGGAUCACUGUCCUACGUUGUUAUUCACUUACUACUUCGGCACCUAAAAAAAGUUUUACCGCUUAGCCCACAGGAUAGCAUCUAUUAUUAUGUUUCAACCAUAGACUUAUUAUGCUUCUACGGACUUUCAAAGAGUGACAGACAUGUGUUCAUUUAUUUCAAAUAUAUUAGAGAAUUUACAAGUGUACACACUGUGUUUUUGUUGUACUAAAUCAUGUAUAUCAUGCAAUAAGAAUUGCAGUGCUAUCUAGUAUACAGUUUUCGUGUUUUUUGUGUUGUUUGUUGUCCCCAAAGAUUCCUGCAAACCCCCGUUUUUCCAAACGCAACCUUUGUCAACAUGACUGGCGCACGUGGCACCAGACUGGCAGUGUUGUCAAGCAAUGUGGUUCUUAUUGAUCAACCUCCCCACUUAAUAACUUUGGCGCUUCUUUUUCCAGAUAAAGAGCUUCAGAUCCUGAAACGCAGCGAGGGCGAGGCCCGGAAGGAAUUCCCCAAAAAGACGCCGCUUCUGGAUUCAGAAAGCAGCCUUGCCCCCAAUGCGUCCUCUUCAGAGUUCGUGCCACCGUUGGCCGAGGACAACAGCAAGAACAUCAUCCCCGUCUACUGCUCCAUCCUGGCGGCCGUGGUGGUGGGACUCCUUGCCUACGUGGCUUUCAAAUCGUAGGUCUGGGACGCUCAGGGUGGGACGGGCGUGUAUAGGGGAUUUUGGCAAGCAAUGUGCCUUUGCGGCUGCGCAGGCUAGUGGUUGGAGCACACUUGGAGUGGAGAGUAAGCAGGAGCGUUUGCACAGAUUAUUAUUAUUAUUAUUAUUAUUAUUUAGAUUUAAGAUGGGGCUCUUUGGGCACGGCAGCUCAAAGCAACUUGCAGGAUUGGAAACGAUGAUGAUGAUGAUGAUGAUAAUAAUAAUAAUAAUAAUUCUGUGGUUUUUUUUAAUGAUAUUUAUUAAAAUUUCACAUAAAAAGAAACACAUCAAUAAGGAAAAAAAUUAAAAAUAAUAAGAAAAAUACACAAUACAAAAUACAGGAAAAAAAAGAAAAAGCAGUUAAAAACAAUUCCAUCUUUUCAUCACUACUUUUGAAUUUACUUAUUUUCUGGACCUCCUCAUACCUCCCUCUUUUGUAUUCCAAUUCAGUUUUGUUUGUCCAGCAAUUCCUUUCCCUCCUUUUUAAUCCCAAUCCUUGAUCUUAAUAUAAUAUAACAUUAAAUUUUUAUCUAUUAAUAGCCAAUUUUCCAUUCUUUUAACCUUUUUACUCCUAAUCCUUAAUCUUGAUCUGUAUAUAACUUUAAAGCCUGUACAGCUAGAAACCACUUAGUUUCAAUCCAUCAUCACUCUAACAUUCUUUAAUUUUGCAAUAUUUCUGUAGGUAAUCUUUAAAUUUCUUCCAAUCUUCUUCCACCGACUCUUCUCCCUGGUCACGGAUAAUAAUAAUAAUAAUAAUUAUUAUUAUUAUUAUUAUUAUUCUGAAGGCUCCCCUUCAGAACUGCGCACUCAGCUCCCAGGCAGGCUUUGCACACAGCAAACAUGAAAAAGACAACAACAACAACAAUUUAACAACAAACAACAACAAUUUAUUAUUUAUACCCCGCCCAUCUGGCUGAGUCUCCCCAUCCACUCUGGGCACACAUUAAAACCAGCAUUUAAAAAAUCCUAAAAUAAUAAUAAUAAUAAUAUUUUAUUUAUAUCCCGCCCUCCCCAGCCGAAGCCGGGCUCAGAGCGGCUAACCACAGUAAAAAUAACACAGUUUACAUAAAAUCACCAUCAACAUUUUCCCCCCAUUUUCAUCUGAGCCCAGGUGCUCUGUUGAGUCCCGGCGAGGCAGCGACUUGGCCACAAUAGAGUUGCAAAAAGACACACACACACACAGCAUUAUCCGAAAAUAUGGGGAGAGGCCGCCCUCCCCGCUGGGCUGGGUCUCGCCGCUGGGGCCUGUCGCCUGAAUAGGAUUAAGCCCGGCGCUGGGAUGCUGUGGUCCAGAUUAGGCCAGUCUCUUCUCUCGCCAGCCGGGGAGGCUGAGAUUAAUGGGGUUUGGCUGAAAAGAAGCCCAGUCGCUUGCUGUUCUAUUGGGAACGGGCAAAACUCCCCCUUUGUGCCGGCUUUUGGGGCAGAUUUAUUUCCCUCCGAGCCGCCUCACCCCCUCGCGGGGCUCUCGCUCUUUAUACAUUCCUCUCACACCGACGGACCCCCAAUCCCAGGCCCCUCCUGCUGCUCGGGGCUCUAUAGAUUUGGCUGCGGCCGACGGCCCCACAACUGCUCUCCCCUGGCUCCCCAAAUCCGCCUCCCGCUUCUGAUUUCCCCUCGUAAAUUUAGUGCGAGGUGACGCCGUCGGCCCCCCUCUCUUUGGGGAGGAGAGGAGCCAAUCUUUUCCCACGCAGCGGUCAGUUUCCGAGACGUUUCCUCCGGCCCCAUCUGCACCCCGCUUCCUGGCAUCGCCCUGUUGGACCACCUCCCAAAAAAGCACACACACACAUACACACACAAUGUUGCAGCGCAAACGUUUGCGGUUUUGCAGCAAUGUCCGCCAGCUCUCCACGUGGCAGGGGGUCUCCUCUUCCAAAUUUGCUCAGUGGUCUGUUAUCAGUUUUAAAAAUCUGGGGUGCGUUCGGAACACUGCGGGUCCCACGUUCUGGUCGCCUUGCCUCAAAGCGGAGUUGGAAGAGGUUGGGGAAAAAUGAAGGGGAUGGAGCAAAUCCUGUUAUGAGGAAAAGGACCGUUUAGAGAAAAGGGAAGAAAGAGGAGAGACGUGAGAUUAUGCAUGUCCUGGCCAGAGUUGAUUAGAGAAAAGCUUUCUUAAACUUUCUUAUGGCAGUAGAACUCGUGGGACGAAGCUGAACGUUGGAAGGUUUGGGGCAGAGAAAAGAAAACCCUUCGUCACCCAGCGUAGAGUUAGCCUGUGGAACUCCCUGCCACAGGCCACCAACCUAUCUGACUUUAAAAGAGGAUUGGACAAAUUGAUGGAGGGCUAUCGAUGGCUAAGCUCAGCCUCCGUAGUCAGAAGCAUGGUCGGAAACCGCAGAAGGAGAGAACGCUCUUAUGUUCGAAUCCUGCUUACGGGUGCCCCAUUCUUUUAGGACUGGUUUAGAAAAGAAUUUUUUAAAAGCUUCCGUUCCGUUCUUCCAAGAUGGUGUUCUCUGUUCCUCCCUGCUCAUCCCUCCCCCCCCCCCCCGUUUUAAAUAAGAUUCCCAGAAGUAUUACAGUGGAAACCCAGGUUACAUACGCUUCAGGUUACACACUCCGCUAACCCAGAAAUAGUGCUUCAGGUUAAGAACUUUGCUUCAGGAUAAGAACAGAAAUUGUGCUCCGGCGGCGCGGCGGUGGCAGGAGGCCCCAUUAGCUAAAGUGGUGCUUCAGGUUAAGAACAGUUUCAGGUUAAGAACAGACCUCUGGAAUGAAUUAAGUACUUAACCUGAGGUACCACUGUACAGAGAUGCCAGGAAAGAACAAAGAGGAAGAAACAAAGGAUUAAAUGAAAAAGUAAAACAGAGCAAGAACAUGAAUGUUUCCCCAACCUUAGUGUGCUUCACUCCCCAAUAUAUAUAUGUGUGUGUGUGUGUGUGUGUGUGUAUAGAGAGAGAGAGUUUGCUUUUUAAUUAAAUCCAUACGGAAUAGCACUAUGCAGGCAAGUGAUCAGAUGUUGUUGUUGUUGUUUAGUCGUUUAGUGGUGUCCGCCUCUUCAUGACCCCCUGGACCAGAGCACGCCAGGCACUCCUGUCUUCCACUGCCUCCCGCAGUUUGGUCAAACUCAUGCUGGUAGCUUUGAGAACACUGUCCAGCCAUCUCGUCCUCUGUCGUCCCCUUCUCCUUGCGCCCUCCAUCUUUCCCAACAUCAGGGUCUUUUCCAGGGAGUCUUCUCUUCUCAUGAGGUGGCCAAAGUCUUGGAGCCUCAGCUUCACGAUCUGUCCUUCCAGUGAGCACUCAGGGCUGAUUUCCCUAAGAAUGGAUAGGUUUGAUCUUCUUGCAAUCCAUGGGACUCUCCAGAGUCUCCUCCAGCACCGUCAUUCAAAAGCAUCCAUUCUUUGGCGAUCAGCCUUCUUUAUGGUCCAGCUCUCACUUCCAUACAUCACUACAGUGGUACCUCGGGUUAAGUACUUAAUUUGUUCCGGAGGUCCGUUCUUAACCUGAAGCACCACUUUAGCUAAUGGGGCCUCCUGCUGCUGCCGUGCCGCCGGAGCACGAUUUCUGUUCUUAUCCUGAAGCAAAGUUCUUAACCUGAAGCACUAUUUCUGGGUUAGCGGAGUCUGUAACCUGAAGCGAGGUACCGCUGUACUGGGAAAAGGCUGCCCUAACCCCGAUUCUGGCGUUGAGAGAAUAACGCAAGGGUUUCUUACCCCAGAUGACUAUUUGUAUAGAAGGUGGGGAUCGCCAAAGAAGACCACGACGACAACAGAGGAUGGUCUAAACUGGCGGGGUGGGGGCUGCAAGCUCAUCUGCCGCGGAGCCGGUGUCAGUGGCUGGGGAGGGGGGGCGCGAGAAGCCCUUGCUCUCCUCUCCACAGGCCCUCCAAGUCUGGGAUAAUAAGCCUGCAUCAAUUCUCUCCCCUGCUGGCAUCUGAAGACAGAUGGCCCAGAAAAUCCUGGCGGAAUUCUGUGGGGGCAGAGUGGAAAACAGCUGGGUCAGGAAGGAGGAGGAGGAGAAGGGGAUGGGGGAACUGGCAGGAAAGGAGGAGAGAGGGAGCGGAAACCGGCUGGUGGGUGUGCAGAAGGAUGGAAAGGGAGAUAAAGGGGAAGUUCAGCUCAAGGUAAUUUGGGGCGCAGUUGCAACGGUUCAUAGAAGGCGGGGAGUGUCCUCUAUGUCCAUUUCUGGCCAUGCACAUAAUAAGGGGAUUCUGCCCCCCCCCCAAUAAUAAGACUUGUGGGGUUUAAUAAGUUAACUGUUUAUAUUUGGGCAACUUUUCUGCUGUCCUUCAUUGGAAGGAGAAAAACAAUCAUUUCCUUAAUAACAAUUUAAACAACUUAUUUAACUAAAGCAACAAUAUAGCAUAUGUAUCCAUAUUUGUUAACUGAUGUGGUUAAACCUUUUUUUAAAAAACAACAGGCUGAGUUUUAUCACACAUGAAAUCCUCAUUUCCUGAUGAAUAGCCUUUGGACUAGAAUGUAACUUAAAUAGAAAAACUAUCUUUAGAAAGAGUUUUCCUCCAAAAGCAUUUUAUUUUAAAAACCCGAUUGAAAUAAAAUAAAACCAAUCAAUUCAUUUUAUUAAUUAAUUUAUUUUUUAAAUAAUUGAUAUUUUUUUUAAAAAAUAUAUAUUUUUAUUAGUUUUUUAACAUAUUAAUUCCAACAUUCAUACAGCGUAACUUCUCAUCUUAUACAAUAUUUUUGGACUUACGUCAACAUCUCUGACGAUUUUCCGUUCUUUACCACUUCUUGUGCAUUUCUUAAUUUCAUAUUACCUUUCGUUAUCCUUAACCAAUAAUUCUCCUCCUUAUCUUUUUUGCAAUAUGCCUUACAAAACUUCUUGCAAACCUAACGAGCGUCAUUUGUUCGUCACAAUUGCUUUUCAAAUAGUCCGUAAAUUUACUCCAGUCUUGAUUUUUACCCUUCACGCAAGUCAGAUUCUCCCCCACUAAGCCACACUGCUUUCCUGGUUGGGGUCUUCAGGGCGAGGCAGAAGCGAUUGGUAGCUUUCGUGGGGGGGGGGCGGGUUUGGGGGGAGAUCUGGGGUUCACCUCUCCCUGCUCUGCGCCCCUCGCUGACAUCCGUGUGUCCCCCUCCAUCCUUUUCGGCACGAUUGCAGCUGGAGCACAUGCAAGCAGAAGAGGCAGCUGGCCAAGGCCCGAGCGGGCGAACUGGUGACGUCCCCGGAGGGUGAGAAACUUCACAGCGACAGCGGGGUCUUCCUCGACACCCACAGCCUGCAGGAUCAGCACCUUCCCAAGAAGGGUAAUAAUAUUAAUCAUCAUCAUCAUUUAUUAUUUGUACCCCACCCAUCUGGCUGGGUUUCCCCAGCCACUCUGGGCAGCUUCCACAAAGACAAAAAAUACACUAAGAUGUCACACAUUAAAAACUUCCCUGAACAGGGCUGCCUUAAGAUGUCUUCUGAAUGUCAGGUAGUUGUUGUUCUCUUUGACAUCUGGUGGGAGGGCGUUCCACAGGGCGGGCGCCACUACUGAGAAGGCCCUCUGCCUGGUUCCCUGUAGCUUUGCUUCUCGCAAUGAGGAAACCGCCAGAAGGCCCUCAUCGCUGGACCUCAGUGGCCAGGCUGAACGAUGGGGGUGGAGACGCUCCUUCAGGUAUACCGGGCCGAGGCUGUUUAGGGCCUUACAGGUCAACAUCAACCCUUUGAAUUGUGCUCAGAAACGUACUGGGAGCCAAUGUUGGUCUUUCAAGACUGGUGUAAUAUAGUCUCAGCGGCCGCUCCCAGUCACCAGUCUAGCUGCAGCAUUCUGGAUUAGUUGUAGUUUCCAGGUCACCUUCAAAGGUAGCCCCACGUAGAGCGCAUUGCAGUAGUCCAAGUGGGAGAUAACUAGAGCAUGCACCAUUCUGGCGAGGCAAGGCUUGUGCCCCCAGGGUUUCCCCAAGCACAAACAGGGCGGCGUGAUUUGUGGCUGGCGCACCCUGGCCCAAACUGCCGCAGGCAGUGGCGUAGCGAGGUGAGGUGGUACCCGGUGCAGAAUUUUUUUUUGGUCACACACACCCCACGCACACAUCGAUGGCUCGGGGUAGGCUUCAGAAUCGCGGGUGGCGCGCCGAACGUCACCCCCCAGGCCAGUGCCGGAUUUACGUAUAAGCUAAACAAGCUUUAGCUUUGGGCCCCACUCUCUUGGGGGCCCCCAAAACAAUUUAAAGGAGAAAAAACUGGAUGUAAGUUUCCAAAAUAUAAGAUGAAAAACAAAUAAAACGAAACCUACAUACAAAAUGAACCUCUUUAUACAGCAGCAUUUGUCAUCAAAGAGAUGCACAGCUAAGAUGAGACAGGUUAUUUUUAGAUUAAUAUUUUUAUUUUUUAUUUUGUUUCAUUUUCCUUUUUUCUUUUAAUGUUUGAAUUACAAGUCACUUUGAAUCUGCAUCCUGAUUGUUUUUUUAAAGACACAAAUAAGUCCAAUAAGUUUUGUUUCUUACAUGAAAUUUUUAUACUUCUUGAUUGUAACAGACCUCAGAAUGAAACAAUAAUUUUUUGGGGGGUGAAAACAGUUAAAAGCCGCUAUUUAAAGCAUUCAAAACAUAAAACCGGCAAGAAACCGAAAGCAGAUCAAAAUGCAAAUCAGCGUUUCUGAGUAUCUGGGUUGGCUUGCUUAAAUAAAUAUGUUUUUAGCCGGUGCAAAAAAGGGUACAGUGAAUGUCAAUAGGCAGGGAGUUUCAAAGUUUAGUUGCUGCCACAAUCUUGGAACAGGUAUUACGUGGCGCCUGUAAUGGGUGAUAUCCUCUCUGACCUUCCCCCCUCUUUCUCCACGCAAAACAGGGCACAGGAUUGAACCCCGCCUGUACACGAACGUGCCGCCCCACAAGCAGGAAGAGGUGGAGCAGCUUCUGGAAGCCCCCGCCCACGGCAAAGACUGGCGCUGCCUGGCCAACUACCUGGGCUACGAGGAAGAGACCAUCGACGCCUUCGGCCGGGGAGAGGCCCCCGCCCACACCCUGCUCUCCGAUUGGUCGGCCAAGGAAGGGGCCACGCUGGAGUCCCUCUACGCGGCCCUGGCGGCCAUCGAGAGGGCGGACGUGGCAGAGAACUUGAGCGCCCCCACUGAGGUCAGCUCCGUGGUGUGAUGGGGGAGCGGACCUGCUGGCCCGGCAGGUGGACUGACUUAGGGUUACGUUUGUGGGUUUGGG